AUGAGAUUGCAGACAAGAAGUGUUCUGUUAGUAGGCCUUCUUUUUUCUGGAGUAUUUAUUUUCUUUGCUUUGGAGUUAUGGUCCAUUCUUCCGUUUUCCGAUGAUAAAAAAGAAGUCAACCCGUCUCCUUUGGACGACAACUUGGUCGAAGUUGCCGUAAAAGCGGAGACACCGCUUGCCAAAAAGAGGGACACUAAGUGUCUGAUGCAUAGCUGUUUUGACGUAUUUCGAUGUGCAGUGAAUGAAAAUAAACUUAUAUCUGUCUAUGUGUAUCCUUACACCCGCUUUUUGGACGAGAAUGGGCAUGCUGUCAACCAGGAAAUGUCUCAGGAAUUUUAUGAACUUCUCGCAGCCAUAGUAAACAGCAAGUACUACACUUCUGAUAUGAAUAGUGCCUGUAUUAUAAUUCCUUCGAUAGACACCUUGAACCAAAAUGGUCUAGACGUCAAAGGCAUCGCCAGAAUUCUUUCUGGGCUACCCAGGUAAGUUUCACUCCGCAUAUACUGAUAAUACAUGUAAGUGAAACAAAGAUACAGUGAAACCUCUAUUAAGCGGACACCUUCGGGACCCUCCCAAGUGUCCGCGUAAUAGAGGGUGGCCGCUUAAUGGAGGUUGUAAAAAUUGUGCAAUGUUUGUUAACGAUCAGCGUUCAACGGUUACUCUGUACUGUGAUAAAAUUGCAUGUUGUUAAAGAAGCUAUCCAGAGUUCAAGUUCAUUACCUUUCAUUACAAACUUUAAUUUGUUUUAAAUGCAAAAACAUUAACUGACUUCAGUCCGUAUUUCAAGAACAUAUUCCAAUACUACUAUUGUCCGGUGUCUGCUUAAUAGAGGUUAUUAACAAUAGAAAUUAGCCAAAUACACCUUAUUUUAGUGUCCACAUCCGCUUAAUAGAGGUGUCCGCUGAAUAGCGGUUCAUUAUAAAGGGAAAUAUAAGAUGUUAAUUUCGGGACCCUGCUUAGUGUCCGUUUAAUAGAGGGUGUCUGCUUAAAUGGGGGUCUGUUUAUAGAGGUUUCACUGUAAUGGUAAUUGAAACUGCAGAUAUUGCUCCAAAUGUAACCAGGGUUCAAGUUUUGCCCAGAAGAUUAAUGUACCAGUCAAUUCCAAAACUACCCAUCCCCCUGGCCAAACUGUUUGAGAGAUGGUGAUGUCAUGCGCGACGUGAUCUCAUCCAUUUACUGUAUUUCGUAACAGCCAUGACAAUGCCUCAAACAGUUCAGAAGGUCUGCCUGUGAUGUUAUUCACAAAAGAAUUUAUUUUAAUCACCAUUCAACAAGGUAAUAUUGUCAGCAGUCAUUUACAUGCUUGUGUGCAGAAAUAGUUUUGUAACAAAGGGAGGGCACAUUUAAAUGUUGACCUUGAAACAUUUAAUUAUGUAGCUAGUUUAGGCUAAGCCUUUAAAAAGACCUAAAACUAGCUCUUAUGGUAGCCUGCAAAUACAGCCAUGUUUCCCACUCUGCACCGCUAGGGACACUUUGCAGGAAACACAUCUGCACCUCAGUGACAGACAUUCCAUACUGAUUUCUGGAACCUGGUCAGGAGCACGUAAGAGUUAUUUUAGCUGCAAGACUCAGAAAAUGCAAGCGCUUCUUGUGUGUGUGUGUGUGUGUGUAUGUGUACUUGCCAAAAGGGAAUCAUGGUCCCAGGCAUUCCUAGCGACGACUGUGGAAACUGGGGAUACAAAUCGUGAUGUGUCACAGCACCAUUGCUUUAUUUUGUCAAGAAAGCUUAAGAAAGAUUGAUGCAAAAGGUGUUGAGCCUUUCCGGAAUGGGUCGGUCCACGAAUUCUAUCACCUUAAAGCGUUGAUUACUUUGGCACAAGUGAAUACUUCACUGAAAACUUUGAUGGUGAGGCUAUAAACUGGUUGGGUGUUGUAAACUUUCAUUGUAUGUAAAUGAGUCUUGUAAGGAGCAUGCAGUUCAGUUUUGCCAAUGAUUGAAAUGACAUGCCAUGUUCAUCACGUUUUUGGUCUCUGGCAAUGAUGUUAUUUCUCUCAAAUUGAUUUUCGUGAAUUUAUACACGCGUUCUCAAUCAUUGUUGAAUACAAUAUAAAAAGUAAACAUCCUGAAGAAUACUCGACCAUCGAUGAAGUAGGAGGUGACAAACUUUUAGUGAGGAAAUCCUGUUUUGUGUAUUAUUAUAAUAGCUGUUAGUUAAUCCGAUUUUGUCAUAUUGUUAAUAUAUAGAUUUAGCCAGGGCUAAAAGCGAAGCUCUCGAUAAGAUUUAUAGUUUGCUCAAACAAAAGGUAAAAUCGCGAAAUGCAAAGCGGCGAAUGCAACGAGAACAGUGAAAAAACAACAAUAUGUCUAAUUAGCAAAAAAGCAAGUUUGAAAUGACAUGCCAUGUUCAUCACGUUUUUGGUCUCUGGCAAUGAUGUUAUUUCUCUCAAAUUGAUUUUCGUGAAUUUAUACACGCAUUCUCAAUCAUUGUUGAAUACAAUAUAAAAAGUAAACAUCCUGAAGAAUACUCGACCAUCGAUGAAGUAGGAGGUGACAAACUUUUAGUGAGGAAAUCCUGUUUUGUGUAUUAUUAUAAUAGCUGUUAGUUAAUCCGAUUUUGUCAUAUUGUUAAUAUAUAGAUUUAGCCAGGGCUAAAAGCGAAGCUCUCGAUAAGAUUUAUAGUUUGCUCAAACAAAAGGUAAAAUCGCGAAAUGCAAAGCGGCGAAUGCAACGAGAACAGUGAAAAAACAACAAUAUGUCUAAUUAGCAAAAAAGCAAGUUUGCACGUGCAGCACACUAUUUUUGUACAUUUCUUUGCCGUUGUUUUGUAAGACUACAACAAGAAACUUCCAGAAACUUCCUGGCUGCACGUUUUAUGGAGGAAAUGUCAUACAUGUUCUUGUUCACUUUUUUUUCACUGUCGCUCAUUUUCACCCAGGUGGCCGCUAGCAUUUCUUAUUUUCUCACUGCUGCUACAAAAUUUCAUGUUGUUCCUCCAACAAAAAAUGUCUCCUUUGUUUUUUCUAUCUCACUCUAGCUCUUUUUCUCAUUCAGCUUUGCUGGCCUGUCGCCUUACUUUCUCUUUUUCUCUGUCUUUCUCUUUCUCUAUUUUCCAAAUUUGGGGACAUGACAAUUAAUCUACACCUAACACUUUAGACAACAGGAUACAAAAACAUUUUCCGCUUUCCGUUUUUGACUCUUUAGCUGUCUCUGCUUCGAAAGACGUGGGUGGCCAUACGCUUUCCCACGAAAAUAACCUGACAUUUGGCACCGGCUUACAUGAAGUGGGUGUACAGACGGUUGGUGUUCGUAUGCUACGUCACAACCAAAUUUUCUCGGAUGGAUAGUUUACCAAAUUUUCUUACCCAUUGUACUCCGCUGGCGCGCUAGCACGCGCGAGAGCUCCGCAAUAAACUGUCCAAUUAAUGAUUAAUUUGGAUAGUUUCAGACAGGACUUUCCUUUAGAAAUAAGCAAACUGUCCAAAUUAAAAAAGAAACAGUGUAGGAUCUGAGUCGACCAAAUGCCAGAAAAUGCGAUACAAUUUGAUUAAUUAACCAGCUAUGUCACGCUUGUCCAAUUUGGAGAUAACUGAAUUAAAAAAAUUGGCUUUCCUUGGAAUUUUUUUCAUCGAAUCAUUUCCAAAUUGGACAGCAUAUAGUCCUAUGACAUAUAUCAAUUAGUUGCCUUCUCAUUUCUUUUCUAAUCUCCAACCAAGCAAGACUUAUUUAACGCUUUUUUAACAGCAUUCUUGUUCUCGCUUAAAAUGUCAGCUUAAGUGGAAAAAAUUGACACAGCAUUGAUGGUAAAGAUUUUCCAAGUUUCAGCCAGCAAGGGAAUGGGUAAAUAAAGUAAACCCAGAUGCUUGCCUGAUUAGCACGCAAAUUUAAGCAUAACAUCUUGACCUCACGACUUUGUUUACAUAUUGUCAUGCAAACACACCUCAGCCAAUCAGAGAGCGUGUACUAUCUUAGUUAUUAUUUUAGCUAUUUACCAUGACAGACAAAAGAUAAAAGGCAACAGAGAACUCAGAACUCAGAAUUCGAGUCCUUUAUUAUCGUGUGAGAAGCAAACCUAACGUCGCUAAAACCUGUGCGUAAACAAUUUUAAUCGCCAGUCGUGGUGAACAUUUUUUAUUGUUUUACUCAAAUGGAUUUGUCGCUUGUACUUAUUUUUACACCAUGACUCUGUCAAGAGUUUUUCUAAAGUAACUGUUUUACCCGGGCCAGCCGUGGAUUCGCGAAAGAUUACGCUUUCUAUCUUGACCGAGCAUGCGAAAAGCGCUGCCUUUUGAAGUCACGAAGUCAGUCUCGAAGCGACGACGUGUUGGCGCUGGUUUCACCAGAUAAAGUUGUUUUCGUCACAUGCAUGUAGUUUAAAAUUAGUUUCGUCUGAUUCAGAGUUAGACGAAAGUCUAUCAAAAUAUUCAUCAACCUUUCCGCCGGAAUAUGGCCGUUUCUCACAUCUUGGAAGAUGUAAACAACUUUAUGCAAAUUUUUGAACGGUCCGCACUUUGUGAAUUGAAACCAAAUUAUAUUAUUCUACUUCAGUUCGAACGACAAAGACCACUUAAUUAUUUUAAUGAUUGCAAAUAGCGAUUAAAGGGAACGGAAGAAGAUUAUUGAUCAUUUGGGAUCCCACCUCGCAGGUCGUAGCAAUCGCCACAAAUUAGCAUUUUAACAACCAUUGUUGCGUGACGAAACACGAGCACAAAGUUCUUGACAUGACUUUGUGAUCAGUGUUUACUUCGCAGACCUUUUAUUUAUCGCAAUGGCCAUUUUGGUCGAGCUUUCCCCGUGUUUGUUUUAUCCGUUUAUGGCAUUUAUAAGAUAUUUUUAACUUUCCUUUCGUCAGAAAUUACAGUACAAAAUACAAGCUCUCGAAAUAACCGGACUUUGCCGAAUAAAUAAACAGUUCAUAUAAUGUCGAUCGUUGUUAUGAUUUUACUUCUCGGCAAACGUGGUUUGUUUUGGAUCGUGUAUAAUAAUUAUAGUAUGAAGGCCGUUGAACGGAUGCUAGUUUAUUCUAACGGAUCCUAACGGAUUCUCUAGCCGUGCUAACGGAUGCAGAGUUUUUGCAAACGGUUAUGCUGACCCGUCUAACGGUCUGAUGCUAACGGCUAACGGAUACAUGCCUCUUGCUAACGGUUGCACUGUCCGUUCUAACGGCCUCAUGCUAACGUCUAACGGCUGGGCUAACGCCUCUAACGUUCUUAAGAAAACUUUCUAACGGAUGACUAACGGAUGCCUAACGCUUUUGCUUGUCUAACGGAUAAGCGUUAAGGUACGUUUUCCCGUUCACGGUCACAAAUGUAAACGUGAUGAAUCUACUGUUAUUUUUGAAAUGCGUGUAAAUUCUUCUUUAGAAAAAGCAUUUGAGUUUUGCUUGCCACUCGUUCAAAGAAGAAAUCAAAACUUAACCGUAAUAGACCAGGAGAAACAUAAACUCAAACGAAUUUACAUUUCGAUCCCCAUGACUACCAGAUUAAUUAUGUAAAUAUUGAUUUUGUAUGUCAUCAGUGUGGAUUUUGUGUCAUGAAGGUGUAGAUGUCACUCCUGCAAAAUAAUAGUCUCUAGUGGCAAGGAGUGAGGAGAUCAGAGAUGGCUGGCUUUUAUCAUUACCAGUAUCUAUUAAAUUUCUUUUUUAGCAAUAAUUAUGCUUAAUCUAAAUGUGAGUCAAAAGAGUAAACGAAAUGGUACCCAAGGAUAACAUCCUAACAUCCAUAGGAUGUUAGCACUUAUUUUAUUUGCAAUAGUGUUUAGACAGAUUUUUUUAUCCUUGUAGUUGGAAAGAUGGGGGCAAAAAUCACUUGCUGUUUAACAUGUUACCUGGCAGCCCCCCUGAUUAUAACUCAUCACUGGAUAUUGCAACUGAUAAGGCAAUCGUGGCUGGUGGUGGAUUUGCCAUUUGGAGCUUCAGACCUGGAUAUGAUAUUAGUAUUCCUGUAUACAAUGCUCUUACCAGGAAGAAGGGUCAUUCAUCAACUAAAAGGUUAGGGGCCGACGUUAUUAACACUGAUUUGUCAACCUUGCCACACAAUAGCAAAAAUAUUGAUCAUACUUGUUUGUAGAGCACCACCUGCCUCAGGGGGUUGCAAAGUGAGCAUUUCAAUCUAAGAUUUGUUUGCUUUUAUUAUCCAGUCGUACAUGCAGUAAUAAAAAUUAAGGCAACUUUUGUGACAGCCUCAAUUCAUGGCAUUAGAUUAAAGGUGCUCUAAUAUGCUUCUGCUUUGACAUUUUGAACUUGGAUCUUGUUUCAAUAAUCUUUGUACGGUACUAGAUGGGACCGAAAUACAGUGAACAAGACGCCAUGUAGUUUACAUAAUUAUGUGAAACCCUAAACUAUUGAUCUAUUGAUAACAUAUUGUAACAUCCUUCCCUUUUUGACUAGUCAAAGCGUCUAAUCAACAAUUAAUCGAGUCCGUGAUUAAUUCAAGUUCAAUGUUCGUGACACUAAAGCAAAUCGUGCCUUAAUCAGCUAAACUAUCUCUUAUCUCAUGAAUCAUGCCUUAAUAAUUGCUUUCCUUUUUUUUCUUUGCUAUGGUCUGUCCUUCAAUGAUAACUGUCCUUUAGUGCGGACAUAGUCUUGUAGGUAUGCGGGAGAACUCCUGGUUCGCUGUGGUCUUGAGUUUUGAGGUGUGGUCAUGUUCCUUGUAGGAGAGGAUUCCUUCUAAUUUUCACUGGCUCCGGCUGUUUUUCCUGUGGGUUUUGGAGAACCAGGUGCGGGUGACAUAUCUUUUUUCUCUGCACCUCCGUGUUCGUUGCUGUCCUUGUUGUCCGUUGGUUCUGAUGGCGUCUCUUUGAGUCUUCUUAAGAUGUACCCUGUUACGGCGGUAUGUGUCUCCUUCUGGCGUUUCUACCGUGUAUGAUCUUUCAUCCAAACGACUAGUUACGGUUGCCUUUCUCCAUUCCUUAUCACCUAAGCGAAAUGGUUUCAUGUGAACGACGUCGCUGUCGGACAGCUCUGACAGGCUCCUCUCACCGCGAUUGUAGUAGUUGGCUGUCUCAGUUUGACGCUUUCUUAAGAGCUUAGUGUCCCUUUCAGGAUACAUCACUCGAGGUUGUAGUAGUGAUCUGGCUGUUGGCAAUAGUUUCUUGGUGCGUUAUUCAUCAGUCUUUGAGCCGGACUGGCGUCCAGUCCUUGUGUCAGUGUAUGACAAUAGUCCAGGAUUGCCAUGUACGGAUCUCUUCCACUGUCAAGGGCUUUCCGGAGGUGAUUUUUGACAGUUUUUACGGCAGAUUCUGCUUUCCCGUUUGCCUUGGGGUUACCCGAGCUGCUUGUUAGGUGCUCAAAUUCCCACGUGCCAGCGAAUUUCUGGAAAGUGUCCGAUGUAAACUGGGGUCCAUUGUCACUAAUAACUUGGUCAGGACAUCCGUAUCGUGCGAGGUGACUCUUCAGCUUGAGGACCACUGUACUGGCAAGGGUGUUGUUUAACUUGGCAAUUUCCCAGUAGUUACUGAAGUAGUUGACUGUAAGGAGGAAAUCUUUGUUGUCAAAGGAGAAGAGAUCAACUCCCAUUUUCUCCCGUGGCCUCGAGGGCGUCUCCACAGGCAUGAGGGGUUCCUUGGGCUGACUAGCUUCAAAUUUUGUACAGGUUUUGCACAUUGCAAUCAUUUCUUUGAUUUCAGCAUUCAUUUUGGACCAAAAUACACACUCUCGUGCACGGUGUAAGCAAGAUUCAGCUCCCAUGUGGGACGAGUGGAUUCUUUGUUUAAUGUCUUGUCGCAGAGCUUGCGGUACGACGACUCUCUCACUCCUAAAUAUUAGUCCGUCCUGAACAGACGGUUCGUCUCUGACGAUGAAAUAAGGCAUUACUUGCAUGGGAGCGUCUUUUCUCUCAGCAGGCCAACCUUGUAAUAUGACAGUUUUAAGGAUUUGAAGUGGCUUGUAUUUGUCUGUCUCGCGUCUGAUCUCUUACAGUCGUUGAUCCGAGAUCAGAAGAAAGCUGGCCGUGUUGACUUGCUCAAAUUCGUUUGCUUCUUCAACGGUCGAUCUCUGCUCGGGAUAUUGGCACUGCAACCUUGAUGAAGACUCAAGUCUCCUAACCACCUUCGCCACACCGUUUGGGUGAUACGGCUGGCGAAGACUGCCCUUUGGUUUAUCGCUCUCUUCGGAGAUUUUCCAGAAAAGGGUUAACAAAUUCUAGAAGGCCUAGAAGGAGCACUAGACAUCACAGAUGAUAUUUUGGUAUAUGGUGUUGGAAACACUGAAAAAGAAGCCAAUUUAAAACAUGAUCGAAAGCUCCUAAAAUUCCUAGAAAGAUGUCGUUGCAUGAGCAUGGCUCUUAACCGGGAAAAACAUAAAUUGUGACGAAAGAAAGUCACUUUCACGGGACGUGAACUGACAAAUGAAGGAAUCAAAAUCGAUCAGCAGAAAGCCAAAGCAAUCUUGGAAAUGCCUAAGCCCACCGAUGUGGAAGAAGUUCAACGCCUGAAUGGCUUUGUGGAUUACCUUGCAAAGUUCCUGCCCAAACUCGCUCAGAGCUUGGAGCCAAUACGUCGACUCACCCACAAGAAUGAAAGAAACUGCCUUUCAAGAAAAUAAUACAGAAACUUGUCACAGGGGCGCCGGUUCUCAGCUACUAAAACCCUUGUAGUGACCUACAAUCUUGGACAAAACUGUUGAGAAAAUUGCAUACUUGGAGGGCAUUUUUUCUAAACUUCGUAGCCGACCAAUUCUUCCCUCCCCCCUCCCCCUGGAAGCAGUGUUGUUGGGUCUUCAAAAGAAAGCCGGAUCCCUAAGCAUUUGUAGGAAGCAACUUUGAACUGGAGGAGGGGGUUUUCUUUACGCAAAGCCGUUGAUUCGGAAAUAGUUUUGUUGCGUUAGGUAGUGCGCAUUAAUAAAAACAUUUUCUCAAGUAGUUUUGUCCAGGAUUGUAGCUAUCCAAUGCGACGCCAGUCAAAAGGUACUAGGCGCAGCCUUCCUUCAAGAUCACAAACCUGUGGUUUACGCUAGUCAUGUGCUCACAGAAACUGAGACACGCUAUGGCCAGAUAGAGAAAGAAAUGUUAGCCAUCGUUUACGCCCGUGAGAAGUUCAAUCAGUUUACCUAUGGAAGACACGUCACCAUUUACAGCGAUCAUAAACCCCUUGAGGCAAGUUCAAAGAAGCCCUUAGCACAUGCACCCCGACGACUACAAGGUAUGAUCAUGAGGUUUCAAAAGUACGACUUUGAUGUGCAGUACGAAAGAGGAAAGAAUAUGUACAUAACAGACCUCCUAUCUAGAGCCUAUCUGCAAAACACCGACCAUGAGGAUAUUUUAGCCUUUGAUACCUCCGGGAGAAUUUCAUCAAGGACGGGAAGCUGAUAGCGCUUUCUCUUGAGGGCUUUGUUAAGUGUUCUCGGGUCUAUGCAGAUCAUAAGGGUUCCUGAUUUCUUGGUCGCUGUAACUACCCUACUAAUCCAUGGCGUUGGCUUUUCAACUGUGAAGAUGACUCCUAACUCUUCAAGUCGUGUGAGUUCUGUCUUGAAUUUUUCUUUUAGUGCUGUGGGUAUUCUGUGAGUUGGAGUGACUUCAGGCCUCACGGAUUCAUCCACUUCUGUGUGUACAACUCCAGAAAAGCAGCCAAGUUGUCGUUCAGACACAUCUGAGUGUUGCGUUACCACUUGAUCAAGAGUCAACAGAUUGUUCACUUUUGGUUUACUCCUCUUAGGCGGUGCAGCUGGCUUGAAGUUGUCCCAGUUCACAGUGAUCAAUUUCGUGUGCUGUGCUGCUCUAGCUCUCAUCAAGGGAAGCAAUUCUUCAUUGACCACGACAAAUUCCACUGAGUAUUUGUUGCGAUUGGCUGGGUUCGUGACAAUAAUUCUUGCCGUCCCAAGUGGCGUGACUUCCGUUUUGUUCCACAUGAUGAGGGUUUUUGAAGUGGGUGUUAAUUUGUGCUUGUCAACUAUGCUCUUGGGGAUGAUAUUUAUCAAAGAGCCGCAAUCCAUUUGAAAUAUGACUGAUUUGUCAUCAAUUACCAUCUCAGAAGAGAUUUCUUUUGCAAAGUGGCGCUUAUCAGAUGGUCCAACAGAACACACGUUUUCUGCUAUACUAGGUAUGUGAUCAACUUCUUCGUCAUCCUCAGCAGGGCUAUCUGUUGGUUCGAUAUUGUGCACAUUUUUGCCACUCUUCUUACAUUUGUUUGCGAAAUGAUUUCUUCCUCCACACUUGUUACAAUUAUGUCCCCAGGCUCGACAUUGGCCGCGAACAAAGGGGUGAUUUCCACCACAGAAGUUACAAGAUUUUCGUGACUUGCCAUUCUUUCCAUUCUUUCCGUUCCGAUUAUUGUAAUUGCGGUGGCGAUAGUUUUCUUGUUUUCCUUUUAUUUGAUGAACAUCUUCAGACGUUUUUGCCUUGCAGUUGCGAAGCUGUCGAUUCGUUGCUCCGGCAGAUAUCUAUACACUUGUUGAGUGUUUCGUUCCUGUAAUAAUCAUUUUCUUGUCUACGGGUUGCACACACCUAAUAAGAUCCUAUCUCGAAUGAGGGUGUCUCUCAAACAUUCGCAGAAAUUGCACGUCUGUGCGAGAGUACGAAGCGUUGCGAUACAUGAGUCAAUAGAUUCCUCAGGUGACCGGUUUCUUCUGUUAAACACAUAACGUUCAUACGUCUUGUUAAUUUCGCCAAUUGUGAAUUCUUCGAACUUGUUUAUGAUGCAUUCCAAUUUCUCGUUAUCAUCUGGGUUUUCAAAAGACAUUCCAUUAAAAAUCUUUACGGCCCCAGGACCUAUGCAGUGCAGAAAUAACGCUACCUUGUAUAGAACUUUGUAUGCUUCGGGCUGCGAAGUAAUAAUCAUCUUCCAGUUGUCCGCCACGUUCCCUUUCACGUCCAAAGGACGGGGAGGGUGAAUUCCUUGAAUAGGGGAAAUAUUGCUUGCCAUAGCGUUUGCGGCGGUAGAAGGAGUUGCAACAGUGGACGUAUUAGUAGAAGUCGUUUCGUCUCUAUCAAUCAUGAGUGUUGUAUUAAAAAUUGCGCUGCCACCAUGUUUCAAUAAGCUUUAUACGGUACUAGAUGGGGCCGAAAUACAGUGAACAAGACGCGAUGUUGACCACAAGUGUUAAAUUGGGUGUCAUUUAAGUGUACAUACUAUUGAUCUGUUGAUAACAUAUUGUAACAGAUUUAUCAGAGUUUCAAAGACUUAACCCUUUAAGCCCCAAUAUCCACAUACAAAUUCUCCAAACUGAUCUUUAUACAUUUUCUUAAAGAAUAAGUUGAGAGAAUUUGAUGAAAGAUCAAAGCAUUUUCUCUUAGGUGAUCAAUUUAUUAAUUCUCAUAACCAAAUCUCUUGACAAUCAAUGGAUAUGACUGGACACCAUUGGGACUUAAAGGGUUAAAGCAAUGAUUGCCAAAAAAAAUGAUAUUAAUUAUUGUGAUCCUGAACGUGACGUUAACGUAUUUUGUAUUUUGUACCUCUAUGUUACCUGGGUGACAAAAAGGUGAAUUAAAUUAUAAAGAAAUUAGAAAAAAAGGAGAAGGUUAGUUCCUUCUUCUUGCUUUCAAGUCAUUUCUAUUGUCCUCUGUUUUCGUCAAGCAUUUUGUUGUUUUUAAUAGAAUACGCUCUGCAUUCAUUGUCAAUGGAAUUUUCAGAAUGAGCUGAUGCGAACCCAAAAUAAGAUAUCAUUUUAGGAUUUUUUGCUAACUUUCAUUUUCGGGGCCUAAUAAGUUGUCAAGAAAUAAAUGUUGUUUCUCUGUUGGUGACACAUGCAUCCGUUGAAGGAGUCAUCCGUUAAUGAUGAGGCAAAGUUCCUGGCAGUAAGUCUUGAGAAACCAAAAACAUGAAACAUGAACCUUUGAAGCAAAACCACCCACUUCUUCAGAAAAAAAGAGUUCUCUUCCAUUGGACAAAGGAUCCUGCAGCCCAAAACCAUUGCUGAUUCAUUAAUAAUCGAGGAGGCUUCAACACUUGCCCAUCUCUGCGGUCUGCCAAUGCAAAAUUAAAACACACAAGAAGAAGCUAGCCAUGCAUGUGUCCAGUGAUCUGACCACACUGUCAGAAACAUAUUAUUCUAAUUCGCCGAUGAGCUCCGUGAUAUGACAAUAUUAAUCUCCAAGACAUCUUAGUUUGGUAUGACAUAUCCUCACUCUUUAUGACCUUUACCAACAUACGUACCUGUAGAUACAGGUAAUUGUAAGACCACAAAAAGAGCCUUUGAAAAUGAUUGUAGUUCAAGAAAGAACUGCAGUACCAAACAUCAAGACUUGCCAUUAAAAAUUGGCUACAGUGGAACCUCGGUUUAACCAACCUCUAACAAACGAUUUUCAUCGGCCCGGCCAAAAUUGCAGUAAAAUGUAAGAAACAGAACCUUGAUUUAACGAAAUCCUCGUUAUAACGAACAAAAUCCCCAAGUGCAAAUGUAAAAUGUACCUCGAUAUAACGAAAAAAUGUCAGCAUGUGAUAAAAGAUGAAUGCCAAACAGACCAACAAGCUACUUGUAGGAUAAAAUUAUGUGGCAGUUGUUUUAAGCAGUUUUGUUUGCCUGUUUUUGAGUUUCUAGUGCCAAAGCUAUGUAUAGCUCAUUACUGAAAUGUUAUUACAGUAAUUUUUCAGAUCCGGAAAUGCUGGGUUUCGUAAAGUGACAAUUAACUAUACGUGUACCUCCAUAGUAACGAACAUUUUGGUAGUUUUCCCAAAAAUUCGAUAAUUGAACAAAUUUCUCCUGUCCCCUAUUGGCACUUUGUUAAAUCGAGGUUCCACUGAUUUCCGUUCGAAGGAAACCUGUAUGGAGUAGGUUUAAGGUUUAACGUCGAGAAACAGCUAGAAACCAAAAAUAAGACGCCUGCUUUUUACAAACGCAGUGUCGAUGAUAUGCUUAGCGCAAUGCCUGAUGUUGAAACAGCCUCUGAUAGUCCUUCCUGAUGAUGUUAAACGGCAUUCAUCCUUCUAUCAAUUUCACAAUGGAGGUUUAAGUUAAUGGCAGUCUCUUCUUUCUGGGAAUGGACAUAAUCAGGAAUCGAUGCCAGUUGGACACAAACGUGUACAGGUAGUCAAACAACGGACACUGGGUCACUGUUUCAUUACCACAGCUACGUGGAUGGUAUAUAAAUGGCGUGAAGUCUACCAUCUGCCAGUUUAAGUGUCAGAUGAUUACUAACACAACAAAAAGUUUUUGACAAGAAUGAAGCCCCAAUCACGAUUUUGCUGCCUUUCAAACACCAGAAAUCUACAACGGAGUAUGCAGACAACUUGGAGACCUUAGUUGGAAGAUCAGUGCAACUAUCAUCCUGGUGAACACAGGUUGAAAGAACAGGGAUGAAAUCAAAGUGAGGGAAGACAAGCCACCCUUGUGAAUCAAAAAUAUGUGUGUGUAUCAUUUUCAAUAUAACCUGUUUGUUAUAGGUUAUGUGGGUUGCACUUGCCAGCGCCUUCUAGCAGUGAAUUGAAGAACACAAGGGAUCUGCAAUAGGAAGCCAACUGAGGGAUCAGCACGUUAUUAUGUCCCCAAAUGACAUUGCACAAAUGUUAACGACUCCGGUGGUUGAGCCGCUGUCCAUCCUCGUAAGUAACUGAUCAAUAAACUGUACAGAGGCUGUAACAGUGGAGGAUUUCAGUCUGAAACCAAACUUUUUUGAGGAGAUUAAAUAAAAUAUUAUUCUCUGUCAGGUAUCCAGAAAAUUAGGUAUGGACGGCUCUUUCUAAGAUCUUGCUCAAGUCAAAGUGGACAAGAUGGAGAUUGGCCUACAAAAUGAUGCAUGGAUCUCGUCUAUCACCUUUCUCAUGCAGGGGUACAACCCUUUUCCAAGUAGAAGGAAAAGUCCCUGUCAGUAAUGAUAGGUUGAACGACAUAGUCAAGGAGGAGGCAACAGCGUGUACAUGUAGAAUUAUUGACUUUUGGUACAAACUCAUCAUUCAUAAUUUUUUAUACUGAUAGUUUCAUUUCACAAGUAUGUUAAAGAUAUUUGCUUCCAAUCUGUGUGGGCUAUAAAUUCCCAGUUGUAAAUUUGCUCUUACUAGAAUUUAAGUAGAUUUUAGUGGAGCUCUCGCGCAGCGGAGCACCAUGGGUAAGAAAAUGUGGUAAAAUAACUCAGUCAACAGGUAUGGCAACCCAAAUGCAACUCGCGGUUUUUUGGACGGGAAAUCGGAUAGCCACCCGUGUCCUGUGAAGCAGAGACAACUAAAGAGUCAAUGAAGACGAAAACGGAAAGUUGAAAUUGUCUCUGUAUCCAUGUUUUCUAAAGUAUUAAGCUUAGAUUAAUUCUCAUGUUCUUAAAUUUGGAAUAUAGAGUACGAGAAAGACAGAAAAAGAGAAAGUAGGCAGCAGGCCAGCGAAGCUCAACGAGAAAAAGGGCGACCGAGAUCUAGAGCGAGAGAUAAAAACAAAGGAGGCAUUUUUUUUUGUCGGAAGAACAACAUGAAAUUUUGUAGCGGCGGUGACAAAAUGAUAAAUGCUAGCGGCCACCAACGCAAGGUGAAAAUGAGCGGCAGUGAAAAAAAGUGAACGAGAAAACGUAUGACAUUUCCUCCAUAAAACGUGUAACUAAGACGUUUCUGUAAGUUUCACGUUGUAGUCGUGCAAAACAACGACAAAUAAAUGUAAAAAACAAGUGUGCUGAACGUGCAAAGUUGCUUUUUUGCUAAUUAGAGCUAUUGUUGUUUUUCACCGUUCUCCGGCGUUGCCUUCGCCGCUUAGCAUUACACGAUUUUAUAUUUUGUUUGAACAAACUAUAAAUAUUAUCGAGAGCUUCGCUUUUAACCCUUGCUAAAUCUCAUAUAUUAUAGCCAUCGCUUAGGUCCUGAGGUUACCUGUGUUUCACCUUUAGGUUAAUAGACUGGAGAUUUGUGUCAUCCCAAGCAAACAUGAACCACCGGUUUAUGAGAGAACUAGAAGACGUUGAAAAAGAAAACUCUGGCUUUUUGAUUCUGAAGCAUUGCCCUGAUGAUGUCAACAAUGUAAACAAAAGGUGCAAGGGUGCAGUGACCUAUGAUUAUCCAGAUAUUUUACAGGUUAAUUAUCUGCUUCUUUUCUAAAAGUGUACUCUAUUUAUAAAAGCUUUUAUCAUUUAGUUACAGUUCUGGUAAAUGUUAGCCUUUUUUACAGUCUUCUGAGUUGCAGAAAGAGCCAUUUUUAAUUGCUUUUCGUUCUCUUCCAUUUAAUGUACUCCUUCCGCUUAUCUUGUGGGUAUAACGCCAGGGUCACUGGCCAUGGGACCUGAUUAGAAAACUUGCCCACUGCAUAUUCCACGGGCUUUGGAAAAGUGUCUUUAUUUUUCGGGCAAACAGUAUUUUGAAAUUAGAUGGGGAUUUUAUAUCAAACUGAAAGUUUCCCGACUGCGUGCAUAGCCACACAAACCGUGAUUGAAACAAUAGCCGUCGUGUACGAACUCAUGAGAAGAACUCAGGAGAAACUGUGCGCCAAUUUGGCACAAUAAUACAAAGCAUUUUUUGUGCCCAAUCAGGAGCCGGCAUCCGGUUGAAUUUUUGGAAAUAGUUCGGUGAGAGUCGGUACCCAGGGGCUCUUUUGCCCGUACUUGAAAACUUUCGUCCCGCCUUUUCUCCCGACCUGACUGACUGCCCCUGGGUCUCCGAGGAUGAGCAUAUUCCAAAAUGACGGCAACACUACCUUUUUUGUGUGCCUCAAUUUCACUUGCACAAAUUGCAAAAUAAAUUUUAACUUGAAGUGAGGCAUGAAGAUGGAAUUAUCAUAAAGAAAAAAAGUUUAAAAAAUUGUGCCAUUUUGGAAGAAGAUGUAUGGGGAGCCAAAUGUAUUUUUAUUAUUUAGAGUGGUUAUUUGUAUAUAACCAAACCAAUGUUGGUUAUUUACAAAUAACCACAUUACAGUUUCAUUAUUUCUAAAUAACCAAAAUAUAAAAUUGGUUAUUUACAAAUAACCAAAACUGAAAUUUGGUUAUUUAGCAAAUAACCAAAAAUUAAAAAGUGGUUAUUUCUAAAUAACCAAAUGCGAAAUUGGUUAUUUAUUAAAUAACCAAAAUGCGAAGUUGGUUAUUUAUUAAAUAACCAAAAUGCGAAAUUGGUUAUUUAUUAAAUAACCAAAAUGCGAAAUUGGUUAUUUAUUAAAUAACCAAAAUGUGAAAUUGGUUAUUUAUUAAAUAACCAAAAUGCGAAAUGCGAAAUUGGUUAUUUAUUAAACAACCAAAAUGCAAAAUUGGUUAUUUAUUAAAUAACCAAAAUGUGAAAUUGGUUAUUUGUUGAACAACCAAAAUGCAAAAUUGGUUAUUUAUUAAAUAACCAAAAUGUGAAAUUGGUUAUUUGUUGAAUAACCAAAAUGCAAAAUUGGUUAUUUAUUAAAUAACCAAAAUGCAGGCAGAAUGGAAAAUUGGUUAUUUAUAAACAAACUGGACAGUUGGUUAUUUAGUAAAUGAAACAUGGACGAUUAAAAAUCCAAAACAGUGCAAAAAUGGUUAUUUAAUACAGAAAUGGUUAUUUACCUAAUUUGGUCUUAGCAAGUGGCCACGUGGCCCAUUUUCCCGCUCAUUUCCCAUAACGUCUUGCAGACUUCUAUUUCCAACAUGGCUUCUUCCACUUCCUUCACUUUCCUCUUUUCUCUUUCAUUACCUUCUUCCACCCUCAUUUUCCUUUAUUUACUUUCAUUUUCCUCCUCCUUCAUUCGCUUUCAUGAAUCUUCAUUCACCUUCAUUUAUUUUAAUUCACCUUCAUUCUAAUUCAUUUACCUUCAUUCACACUCAUCCUUCGUCAUUAAUAUUCAUCUACCUACAUAGGCCUUCAAUAACCUUUGCCUCCUUCCACCUUCAUCUACCGUCCUCUUCCUCCAUUAGCCUUCAUCUACCCUCAUUAGCCUUUAUCCACGGUCACCUGCAUUCAUUAGCCUUCUUUUGCCUUCAUACGCCUACAUCUACCACCAUUAGUCUUCAUUUACCGUCAUCUACUCAUGAUACUCCAGAGAUUAUCCAAUGAAAUGUCGUCCCGUCACAUCAUUCAUUUCUGGCCAAUUUGUUCCCUUGUCCUUUAAUCUUCAGACAUAACACAUAUUCAAAAAUAAUUUUGCAUUUUCGUGAAACGUAUCGUAUUUUACACUGUUUUGUCAUACAACAGGGUCUUAACGAGGUAUAUAUUUUCCCGAUUGAUCUCACAUUUUGGCCAUAAAAUUUUGAUACCUCAUCCAAAAUUGUUGCAAAUCCUGAUCCCUGAUCCCGUGAAAAUCUUUUGAUCCCUGGAUUCAAUUCUGUACUUCCUAAAAACUGAAUGAAAUACCAAAUAAAGUGUCUCUCUUUUCGAUUUCUUUUACAAUUUUAUUGGUCAUAUCACUUGCUGACUGAAGAAUUAAGAUUGGCUCCCGUCUGUUCUUUCGAGUUAUCAUGAUGUCUAUCCUAAUUCGUUCCACUUUAGAGCUCCCAUAAUGAUGUAUCUUCUAAUAAACCUUUCGCACGCAAGUAGGGAGGAAAGUUGUAGCGCCGAAGGCGACCCAACCUAGUGGAAUCUGGGGGCAUGCUCCCCCGGAAAAUUUUUAUAUUUUGGGUCUCGGAAAUCCUAUUCCAGCGUUUUCCUCGGGACUUUUUCAGUAAAUUGAUACGCAGGAAAAUGCUACUUUCCUGCUCCUGAGGUCUCUUUGGGCAAAGAUUGGCUUGACAAAUCAUCAAAAGUACCUACAGAAUUCCACAAUAUCAGGAUGAUUAGAGAAUCCUGUCGCAAUAGGCUUUGCGUAGCGGGCAACCAUCUUGGAUGAGCGUCAAAACUACUCACGGACUAUUUUUCUCGCUUCCUCCCAAACCGCCCCCUGCCCCCUGGUUAGUUUUGACACUCAUCCAAGAUGGCAGCCCGUAACGCAAAGUGCUCGAUCUCGACGAUCUUACGGAAAAAUACGGACUGUGAACAGUCUGUAGUGGCAUGUCAGGCAUGUAUCAGAUUUGGAUCGGUUAGUAGCUAACUUCAAAACAGCUCGGAGCCAUUUCUGCAUUUAACCGCGCUAUGCUUUUUUAAGAAGCCAUGUUGGAAGCUGCAAGUCGCAAUGGAAGCUGCAAGUCGUUAUGGGUACUGAGCGAGAAAAUGGGCCACGUGGCCUCUUGCUAAGACCAAAUUAGGUAAAUAACCAUUUUUGCACUGUUUUGGAUUUUUAAUCGUCCAUGUUUUAUUUACUAAAUAACCAACUGUCCAGUUUGUUUAUAAAUAAUCAAUUUUCCAUUCUGCCUGCAUUUUGGUUAUUUAAUAAAUAACCAAUUUGGCAUUUUGGUUAUUUAACAAAUAACCAAUUUCACAUUUUGGUUAUUUAAUAAAUAACCAAUUUCGCAUUUUGGUUGUUUAAUAAAUAACCAAUUUCGCAUUUCGCAUUUUGGUUAUUUAAUAAAUAACCAAUUUCGCAUUUUGGUUAUUUAAUAAAUAACCAAUUUCGCAUUUUGGUUAUUUAAUAAAUAACCAACUUCGCAUUUUGGUUAUUUAAUAAAUAACCAAUUUCGCAUUUUGGUUAUUUAAUAAAUAACCAAUUUCGCAUUUUGGUUAUUUAAUAAAUAACCAAUUUCGCAUUUUGGUUAUUUAAUAAAUAACCAAUUUCGCAUUUUGGUUAUUUAAUAAAUAACCAACUUCGCAUUUUGGUUAUUUAAUAAAUAACCAAUUGCGCAUUUGGUUAUUUAGAAAUAACCACAAAUAACCAAAUUUCAGUUUUGGUUAUUUGUAAAUAACCAAUUUUAUAUUUUGGUUAUUUAGAAAUAAUGAAACUGUAAUGUGGUUAUUUGUAAAUAACCAACAUUGGUUUGGUUAUAUACAAAUAACCACUCUAAAUAAUAAAAGUACAUUUGGUGCCCCAUAACAUUGUUCUCUCUUAAAACCUUUUGCAAUGCCUUGCUAAGAUUGCAUGGAGAAUUUGUACACCCUGCCAGGUCAGUUGAAUUAAAUUUUACUAUCCAAAACUGGAGUGUAGGCACACUGGAAAAUUGAGAAAGGGUUUUUUGCAUGUGGGCGUGGUUAAGAACUGUUUUUUUCUUUUUUCGCUGUAGCGCAAUGUUAACUAUUUUAAUAAAAUUAGAUGUUUGCUUAUUCCUGUGAUAGCAUGCCGAGUUCUGUCUAGUGAUACGUGGAGUCAGGUUGGGUCAGUCAACACUGUUAGAUGCAUUGAUGAUGGUAAGACUUUAAGCCUUACUAGAUAGUGACAAACUGAAAUCCAUUCAAAAUCCUAAAUUUGCUAUUGCCUUCUGUAAUCGAUAUUUAAGUUCUAUACAAGAAGAAUCACUUGAAUGGUCACAAUGUACAAUUUUGUUUGUAAAAUUCAAAUCAUGUUUACUUAACAGGUGUCACUAAAUAGCCCUUUGCACUAAUGAUGUCACAAAUUUCUGGUCCCUGGUGUGACUCAGACAUCUUGAAAAUAAUUAAUUUAAACAUGGAGAUAACUUUAGAUGAGUGAUGUUAUCCCUAAUGUAGUGUCAUUACUGUGGGUACAGUUUGUUACGGCAUCCCGCUAAGAAAAUGUACCGAGAGCAGGGCCCGGAGCAGGACAGCAAAGUUGUUCGUAAAAGGGCACAUUUCGGUUACAAAUCAUGCAAUUACAAGGGAUGAUCAAUAUUUUUAGUGCAAAGGCAAUACUUGUUCACUAUUAUAUGGAUAUCAGAGUUCAAAAUAGCAGCUGGCAGUCCGGCACUUUGACCAUACGUGCUGGCGACUUUUCACCCAAGAAAUAGAAAAUGUCAUGCUAAAAUUGAAGUGGUCUCAUAUCAGACAAUAAAGCAGCCAAAAAGCGUUUUAAACGGCUUUUUGGAAAAAUGAGUAGAUAAAGGUUUGGAAAUUUCAAGCGUGUUGCAAAAGUUGAAAAGGAGAAUUCUUGUUCACCGUGAACAUGCAACUAAUUCUUUUACGCGUUUGUUCAAGGGUGAGACAUGCAAGUUUGCGCUAGACAAACUGUUGCGUUACCGCCUUUGUGUUUCUGCAAGUGUAAUCAAGAUUUAGUUUGCACAAAAACCUGUUUAGUGCCGUUUUAGAUUGAGAAGCCUUUUCACUCAUUCAAAUGAAAGUCAGUUUUGUAUUCAUAUUGCUCGACAGAACAGAUUUCCCAUGUUUGUUCUCUGCCAGGGGUUCUCCGCCCUGGUUUGUGAGUGAAGAAAUAAUAAUUUCUAGUAAUGAUACACUAUUGAUGGGACGUGCUCAUUCAUUAUUGACAGCUGAGAAUAAUAAACCCUGACAUAAAAAGUCUACAGAUUCAGGCUAAAAGCUGUGAUUUAUUUUGAAGCUUGGAUAUCAAAAUACUGUAUGAUGUGAAGUAUAUAUGAAAUAAUUCACUUUUGAACUGCGGUUGUAGAUGAAAGUGAAGAAUGAUCAUCGCAGUAAAUUUUCCAGUUAAUUAUUUAUUUUAAGCAAUUGGAAAGAAGAAGCCUGAAAAAAAUCAGGGCUUCAACGGGAUUCGAACCUCACUCCCAAUGUGUGGCUUCAUAGCUCAGCUGGUAGAGCAACGCACCGGUAACGCGGAGGUCACGGGUUCGAAUCCCUUUGAAGCCCUAAUUUUUUCAGGCUUCUUCUUUCCAAUUGCUCAAAUUGGAAAAUUUACUGCGAUGAUCCUUCUUCACUUUCUUAAAAUACUGUAUGGCAGCUACAGUGUACUGGCCGCGCAACCAAACAUGAUUUAUACAAUUUCCUGUUUGUGCUCAUGUUGGUGUGCUUUUAACAGCUUUGAAAUUCUGCCACAGAUCCGAUUUCAGACGCCUAGUUUGAUCAGGUCGCUUUAUUUUCUGAUUUUUAAGAUUGAUUUGAGUUAAUUAGACCAGGUUGUGCUCCCUAUAUCAGUAAUGCCUUAUUGGAAUAAAGCUCAAAAUACAAAUUUAAAACGUUCAUUGCUGGAAGUGCAUGUUGCUCAUACAAAACCCAGUAGAAUGCAAAGAUUGUCUGCGGCACGUGUGUGUUCUUAACUUUCAGAAAACCUACUUCUAGUAAUAGUGCAAAGCGCUAUUCCUUUUGUCAGUGUUGAUGUAUGAAGUAUUGUUGUGACAGUAUUAAUAGUAACUAAUAGUAGCAUUACAAGGGCUAAGCUCAUGUAUUGACAAAGUGAUUUUAUCUUUAUAUAUUUUAGGGGUGUAUCCCUGUUAUUGUCAGUGAUGAUUACGUUUUACCUUUUUCUGAUGUGUUAGAUUGGAAAAGGUCAGUUGCAGUUUAUUUAUUUGCUAUUUUUGAUAGGCAUUUCAUUAUUUUUACCUAUAUAAAUUUUACAAGUGUGUGUUUAAUGAUUAUCUUCUCCAAGUAUGGCAUACUAUAAUUAUUAAAGCAAUAGAGAGCUUUCACUGAAAAAAACUAGAGCAUGAUGUUGAGUGACAACAUCAUGCUCUAGUUUUUUUCAGUGAAAGCUCUCUAUUGCUUUUAUCCGAGACAGUUAUGCAAACCCAAGAUGAAGUCCAGGGAUUGCAUAGUUCUCGAGAAUUCUCCUCACCCUGUGACUGUUUACACAGAUCACACUAUGCACGAACGACAAAAGGGAACUACCUUAAAAAUUUUUAAAGUAACUCCUUAAGUGACAGCUAUUUGGCAGAGAUUAUGGGCCGUUUCAUUCCCAGCAUGGGAAAAUAUUUAUUACAAAGCUGUAAUGCUGUCUCAAAUUCCAGUUUAAAUUUGUUUCACUAUUCAACUAUUUUUAUUUUUCGUCAACAAAGAGAGGCAAAACUCUUUGCUAACGCCUAAGGAUGCUGGAUAAAAUAGAAUUCUUACAAGGCUUGAAGUGUUGUACGCAAAGUUUUGCAUGCAUAGCCAGCUCUUGUUUUUCAGAAGUUUUCAUUACGAAACAGAUUUUCAUUUUUGCAGUGAUUUUUCAAUUUUGAACUGUUGAAGAAAUGGGUAAAUAAAAUAAACAUGUCAAAAAGUUUAAUCAACGCCCGCGUCGCAAGUGGAGGUUGGGUACCCAUGGGCCAGGGGGCUGCAACCGCAAUCACACCCCAAGGCGGAAGAACACCCACAGGCUUACCAACCAGCAAUCCCAACACAAGCCCCAGCCCCCCUCUACGGCACCCAUCACACUGAGGCCAGAAGCCCAGUGGAAGUAAAAUGAACAAACCCCUGAAACAAAGGGAAAAAAAACCGGGACGGAGGGAGACCCUAAACCAAAAAAGCGGAGGGAGGGAGGGCAACCAAAAGAAACGCUACGCUACUACAAUGCCACGCCAUGCUAACAAAGCUUCGAGUACAAUGCACACACAACGUAGGCACAUGGCCUGCGCAUUCGCUGAAGCGACAUACCGCUGGACAGGAAUCUGCCCCCAAGCUCACGAACAAUGGUAAACGCUACAAACGCAAACAGUCACGCAACAGCGCUACAGAUAGCUAAAACGCCACCAAAGAAUGCCAAAACACUAGACACCAUAGCUCCUAGUCGUUAAUUACAUUAAAUAUGAUUUAAUAGUAUUUUAAAAACAUUUUUGUUGCUUAAUUAGUGGACAGCAAGACGUGAUGAUGCCACAACUGUGUUUACAUACUGUCCUGUCAUUCAUACUGUUACUCACCUCUCAGCCAAUCAGAGCAUGAGAUCAAAACACAAAUUAGAUUUUGUAAGCUCUAUAAAUUGAAGUUGAUGUGAUUAUUUUUAUGAGGGUGUUGACAACAAUGCCAUAGUAUAGUACUGACAAUGAGUGUGAAGACUGCUUACACUGUAAGUAUUUUCGAAUACUCGUGAAUGUACUAUUAUUGCUAUUAUAAAAUCACGCCAGGCAAAACAUACCAACAAUCACGUGGGUACAGCUAUUUAUUUUUUAUUUACGUAAUGAACAUAUAAUACGUGCAGUUUAAAUGCAAACUGGUGUACACAGUGCAUCAACUCUAUUAAAUUUAACCUUAGCUUGCAUAUGCUAAGUGUAAAGCUGAAACAGCAGAAAGUAUAUUACGGAGUUCAUUUUACUAAAUAGAUAGGUUAAACGAAAUUUUUAUUGUUUGUAGGGCUGCAGUUCACGUUGCGGAAAAGAAGAUCAAACGCAUCCCAGCCAUUCUAAAGGAAAUCCCAGAAAGACAAGUCACAGACAUGAGACGACAGGUAGGUAAAAUAGUUUAUCGGAAAGAAGUACCAAUUCCAGGGUUGAGGAGAACUUGUAAUUAGAGGAUCAAUGCUUGUGACCCUGCAAUAACAAACGAUGUUAGUAAAUCAUCAUCUCUUGUUUCGUUUCCUUGUUAGCACCUUGUUUGCUGGUGCAAAGCAGCCAUGAUUCUUAAUCUAAACAGCUGUUUUUUCUCUUUCAGGGAAAAUGGUUUUGGGACAGGUAUUUCAGCUCCAUGGGAAAGAUAGCUCUUGCUACCUUAAGAGUUUUAAAUGACAGAGUGUACCAUUACUCUGCUUGGCAGUAUGAAGUAAGCACUACACUAAUUUGUAGGCUUUGCUAUUUUUCUGUUACAUUUAGUAAAUGCACUAAGGAAUGAACAAAUUAAUGUAACUCAAGAGGAAACAGGAGUUUCACAUGCUUUUUCAUUUAGCUUGUUAAAAGUAUACAUAUAACAGCCAAUGCACUACACAUUCUAGACCAGUACAGCAUCAAAUCAGUACCAGGCACUCUCAUUAUUUCAAAGCAGACAUUCUCUUUAAGGCAGAAAUCUAGCCUGGGGCCCAUUUCUCGAACGUCCCAAUAACCUUUCAGGCCCAAAAAGCUGUUUUAUGUUUGCCGUGUUUGUACUCAAGAUCAAAGUUUCAAUAAUUUUGAAAGUGGUACAAUGAAAUUAUCAGUUAACGAAGCAAGAUUGACUGACUUGUGAGCUAGGCACUGUGCUACUAUUCAAAAGGUUUUGAUUUCAAAAUUUGCCUUCAAACUCGAAAAGUUACUGGGCCUUUCAAGAAACAGGCCCCUGAACUGAUAAAAUUCGAAGGGACUGUCCAGUCUCCACACUUGGUGCCCAGGAACCAGUGCCUGGGUACCAGCUCACACCUGAGUACCUGAUAGGUGACUGUGUACAUAAUAACUCCAUUUUACCCUGUCAGAUGUUAUUUUAAAACAUGACCUUAACAAUGAGUAUCUGGGCACCUGGUGUGAACACUGCCCAAAAAGACUCACUACCUUGAGAAUUCCCAGCUGCUUCUCACUGUCCACGUCCCCUCCCAUGGGGAUAUUUUGGAAGAUGUCAUUGGCAGUUGUUAGCAGUAGCCAAGUACCUCAUCUAACCAAAUUAACUUGUCCUCAUCAUCUAAUCAUCUAGCCUGAAUUUCAGACGAUUGAUUCAAGUCGUUUUUACUCCCUCAGUAACGUCUGAAUCGACUGGCCGUUAAUGCCAUUCAGUGUCGUGGUACUCCUUUGCGUUAAUUCAUGCAAAAAGUAAAACACGAUUUUGAACUGGCAAACAAAGAAAUAUCGUCUGGAAAUGUCUACGUGAUACCUAAUUGCUUUACUCUUUUGUAUUGUAAUUCAUGUUUAACGUGUAAACCGUUAACUGUAUGCGGUAGUCUGAACGAAUCUGUUUGUAAUUCAAUAAUCAAAUUCGAUCGCAAUCACGCAAUGAAAUAAGCUUUUAAAAAAAUACACACGCGGAACACUUCAAAAACACAACAAUUUGCUUUAAUUGAAAAGAAGCAAUUUGGUCCUUAACAAAGAAGAAAGAAAACAAGAAAGAAGAGCUACUAGAAUCAUUACACUUGACGGUGGAAAUGUCGAGAAGGUCGAAUUGGCCAUUUCGGAGUUGCGUAGGGAACUGGGGCGAGUUUCAAAUUUAAACUGAUCGAUAAACUGACACCACCAUAUAAGAUUGGUCAUUUGACCAAGUUUGGUGCUCUAAGGUUGAACAGGGAUCAAGUUAUGACUCUUGAAACAUGGUUAAAGAGACAUACAAACCUCUGUAAUUUUGUGACAGCGUCCCUCUAAAGUGCCUAAACCAUAUAAAUUCUUAAUUUUUUUCACAAUUUCAGUGAUAUUCCUAAAAAUGGGCAAACACAGUGAUUUUCGAAUUAGUUCCUUCCAAGUAGUAGAUGCAUGACGAAUUUUACAGGAAAAAAAAACAAAACUGAAAAUUUUUAAAGAGAAUAUAUGGUUUUGGGGGACGCUGUCACAAAAUUAUAGACGUAUAUAUGAUAUAUGAUGGUGUCAGUUUAUUGAUUAGUGGAAAUUUGAAACUCGCCGCAGUUCCCUACGCAACUCUGAAGUGGCUAAUUAAGUUUAUAACUUAAAUCCCAGAAAACUUCGCACCAACAAAGUUACUGCCGAAAUCACAAGGCGGCUCUAAAUGUAAACCGCAAUGAUUCUUCAUUCGUAGUUCAAUUUAACAAAUCAUAAUUUCGAAUACAAGGGCAAUUUUGCUGUUUACGAUAGAGAUUGUCAAAAUUUUUGAGCUCUACGCAAGCAUGCCAGGCAUACGACAAACCGACAAUCAAACCGACAAUCCUGCUAACGUUCCUCAUAAUUAUACAUAAUUAUGCGAAUGUUUGGACAAUCAACCUAUCAAAAUCACUACCCGUUGUUCGGGUGGUGACGUCACUGGACGGCAUUAACGGCCGGUCGAUUCAGACGUUGCGUAGAGGAGAAAACGACUCGAAGUGAUCGUCUGAAAUUCAGGCUACUUAUCAUCUCCUUGUUUUCAGGACUGGAAUGCUCCUUUCUUUAGCUCCAAGGAAACCGCAACAGUGAGUUUAAGAAUCAAUGUUGUCUUAGAAGGUUUUUGCCCAUUUGUAACCAUUUAAACCUGGAUAUAGAAAGUUUCUUACUGGACAGUAACUUGAUGCGAUUUUUGUUGACAGUCUCACCUUGUACCUCCACUGUUUUUUCCUCUGCGUCCUUACAACAGUCAAGGAUUUACUGCUGUUGUUCUGUGUUAUGACCGAGUAGACACCAUGUUUAAGGUCAUCACCAAAAUUGCUGAUACUCCCAGCUUAACAAAGGUACAGUUUAAGACCGCACGCUAACAUGCUUUUUUUUACCCUGUGGAAACCGGUCUCACGCCAUUUCAAACUUUCAUCUCCUGCAUCAACUCAAAUAGCAUACCUUUAAUGACCUACUAAACGCCCGGUACGUCUAUUUAAUUUUUUUAAUCCAAGCUGGGACGUUUAAUGGUUAGGAGGUGUUUAAAAGAGAGGCGAUUAAUGAUCAUAACUGUAACAAGCUCAACAAAACUAAUAUGCUCUCGGCAAAAAUAUCAACAGAGUUUAAAAAUAGCGGAAUAUCCACUCCAUCAAUUGAUGCGUCAAGGCCGGAGUCUAGAGAUCAAUUUCGCUUUUUCAUAUCCCAACAUCGACGUGAGAAUCCUUGCUCAGCAUUAUGGUUUUGCCGUUGUUAGUGUAUCCUUGCUUUGAACUUGGCAGUGAGCAAAAUGAUAUGCGCAAAGCCAAGCAAAAAACUGAAUGAAUUGAAUGAUUUUGCUCCUUUUUGCUAAUUCCUAGUAUCUUCGCGUAAUUCUCUUUAUUUGGAAGUAGGCGUUUAUUAGGUCAUUUACGGUAGUUGUUUGCUAUGGUUUUAAUUCCACGCAAGCCAUGUACAUAAUCCAUAUUUUCUCCCCUUUUGACAAUGCAUUUUUUAUAUAUAAUAAUAUAUAGAUUUAGCCAGGGCUAAAAUAUUUAUAAUGAUAUACCUUAUUAUAGGAAAUUAACGCUCCAUGAAAUUAACGCGAAUCGUUAAAAUUCGCGUUAGUUUAAGUCGCGUUAAUUUUGUUGAGCGUUAAUUUCGGCGACGUUAAUUAAGUGCAGAGUUAAUCUCCGUGCUCUUAAUUUCGAGUAUUUUAACCCCAAUUUUGGAACCUGUCUAGACACUCUUGACACCUAAGAAAAACAUUAACUACAAGCUUUCUUUCUUUCUAUUUACUCUUUACUUUUCAUCUUUCACAAAAGCGAAGGCGAAGGUUUACAGUAUUUCGAGUUCAUCUUCAUCGUUGUCCCUAUCAAAAGUUAUGUUUGAUUUUGGCCAAGAUAAUCGCGUUAAUUUCCUUUCCCUUCCCUACCUCCUCUUUGCGUUAAUUUUCUUUAUUCCAAAGUCGUUUUCCAUUAAAUUCGCGUUAAUUUAAGUCGCGUUAAUUUCCAAUAGCUGGUCCAGCCGCAAUCGCAUGACAUGCAAUCCACCAAAAUGCAAGGAGAUUAUUUUCCGUAAGAAAGGUUUCAGUCAGGACAUCGCGCCAGUUAGUAAUAUACCGCAGUGCGUAGAGUUAUCCAUAUUAGGUGUUACUUUCCAACAAAAUUGUAAAUACAGUAGUCACGUGCGCGCGAAGGUAAUUAAAGCGAACAAGUCAUUAUUCGUAUUAGGAUCUGUACGUAAGGAAGGAAUGUCCCAGGAGGAAGUAGAUCACCUUUUUAACGCAAUAGUUUUACCAAAUUUUUCUUACGCUCUGCCGGUUUAUGGUGCCUCAGAUUCCGACCUUUCUGUAAUACAGAAUUUUUUAGACCGGUGUAUGAAAAGAAAGUUUAUGUCCAAGAUUGUAAACAUCAGGGACUUGCUAGAGAAGGCGGACAAGACACUCUACCAAAAAAGAUCGAAUGACCCCGAAUGUCCGUUCUUCCAGUUUUUACCUAAGGAAAAGAACACGAGGUACAAUCUUAGAAAUACGUCAGUCUCUGUCCCUUGAAUCUACACUGACAGGUUUAAGAACGUUUUUAGUAACAGAAUAAUUUUUAGAUAUGAUAUGUAAAUAGUUUUUUGAGUUUAUAUUGUAAUAAUAAUAAUAAUAAUAUUUAAUACUUAUAUUGCGCUUUUUCUAUAAAAAUACUCAAAAGCGCAUUACAAUAUUAUUAAUAACUAAAUUAAAAACCAGUAAAAUUACCCGGUAAAAUUACAAUAAUAAAUAAAAAUAAAUAAAUAAAUAAAUGAUCUAACUAAAAGCCUUUUUAAAUAAAUAUGUUUUAACAGAGCGUUUAAAAGAGUCGAUUGAUGUUUCCUGUCUUAUUGGCAGAGGAAGACUGUUCCAUAAAAAGGGGGCAGCCAUCGAUAACGCGCGAUCUCCCAAAGUCUUCUUCGUUCUUAGCCGAGGUCUUUCUAAUAAUAUACCAUUAUUGUUACGGCGUAGUUGGUAACGUGAGUCCGGUAAGACAGAGACAAGAUUAUUAAGAUAGCUAGGCGCAACACCGUGAAGAAUCUUAAAUGUAACAAGGAGAAUCUUAAAAUCUACGCGCAAGCGAACUGGUAGCCAGUGGAGUUCUCUUAGCAGAGGAGUAACGUGACAAUACUUAGGCGCGCAGUAAACCAAUCGAGCAUUGGCAUUCAUGACUCUUUGAAGUUUCUUAAUUUGAUACUCAGGAGCACCGUACAAUAAACCAUUACAGUAGUCAAGCCUACUUGUGAUGAACGCGUGAACAAGCCUCUCGGUGGACUCACGAGACAGAUACUUCCUAAUGUGCCGGAUAUUGUACAAAUAAUAAAACGCGCUAGCACAAGUCUUAGUCACAUGAGUCGACAUGUCCAGAUGAGAAUCGAACCAGGUGCCCAAAUUGCGCACUGAAGAGGCAGGCGAUACCUCAGCUUGGCCGAUCUUGAUCUUAUCAACGGACACCUUUGAUAACUGUCGUUCCGUGCCAAUGAUCAAGAACUCAGUUUUAUCGUCAUUUAGCAUUAACUUAUCAUCUCUCAUCCAUGAGCGAACGUCACGAAUACAGUUCGGAUAUGUAAUUUUAUCUUAAGAAAUAAAGAUUAUUAUUAUUAUUAAUUUCAUGGAGCGUUAAUUUCCUAUAAUAAGGCAGUAGAUAAUAUUUAUAGUUCGUUCAAACAAAGUAAAUCGUUUAUUGCUAAGCGGCGAAGGCAACGCCGGAGAACGGUGAAAAACAACAAUACGUCUAAUUAGCAAAAAAACCAAAGUGCACGUGCAGUACACUGUUUUGUACAUUUCUUUGUCGUUGUUUUCCACGACUACAGCGUCAAACUUCCAGAAACUUCUUAGUUACACUUUUAAUGGAGUAAAUGUCGUACGUGUUCUCGUUCACUUUUUUUCACCGCCGCUCAUUUUCACCUUGUAUUUGAUUGUUGGCCGCUCGCAUUUUGUCACCGCCGCUACCAACAAAAAAAAACGUCUCCUUUUUUUAUAUCUCGCUCUAUAUCUCUGUCGCCCUUUUUCUCGUUUAGCUUCGCUGGUCUGCCGCCUUCUUUCUCUUUCUUUAUAUUCCAAAUUUGUGGACAUGACAAUUAAGCUUAAUACUUAAGACAACGCGGAUACAGAAACAAUUUCUGCUUUCCGUUUUCGUCUUUAUUGACUCUUUAGAUGUCUCUACUUUACAGGACGCCGGUGGCUAUGCGAUUUCCUGCCAAAAUAACCUCCAGUUGCAUUUGGGUUGCCACACCUGUUGAUUGAGUUAUUUUACAUUGGUUUGCCUGUGGUGCAGUCGGGCGGGCGGGCAGUCGGGCGGGCCUACGGUCACGUGAUUACCAAACUUUCUCGGAUGGGUAGAUUACAGGGUUUUCCCUCGAAAAUUUUCCUUUCGUAGUCCCUAAGGCUCCUUUAACCCAAGGUUGAGGGUCCCAGAGGGAACAGUGGGAGUCCUAAGGUUAGCAUUGUUUCAAAUUCCAGGAAAUCUUUGAAACAUUUUCGGGUUUCUUGUUAAAAAGAGAAGCAUCACUACAACCGUUCGCAGCCUAAAGUUCCAUCACUGGAAUUGUAUCAGCAGCAUGUUGUUCUUAGUCAUAAGAUACACUUUUUUAUGCUGAACAAUGUGCCUCCUUGUAAUUUCCAGGGUUUGAUUGUCGAUAUUCUUCUUUGCAUUUGGAACUGUCGCUUGAAAGCUUUUUCUAAGCUUGAGGUCUGUGAUACUCAAAAUGUGGUCUUUAGAAUUUUGGUGCCUUUCCAGGGCCAACUUCUGAAGAUUGUUAUAGCUUACGGUUGUGAAAGGGUUUCUUUUACCUGUUGACUUACAGAUAUCGCAACCAUGUAAAUUCUUUCAACCAAACAGGCAGAAAACGCCUCUUUUUCUCAACGGGCUCAUUGGGCUGUGAUUCCAAAUCCGCCAUGUUUUUCCAACUCACUUUCUGUCCCAGAAUGCCUCACAAUAAAACAUUAGUUCCCAAACCUCUUCAAGGAGUGUCAAAUGUGGUUCCCCGAUCGGAACAUAAAAAAGUAAGCUUGAGAACCUUUCAAAGUUAGUAUGGCUCUUUCUAGUUUUAAAACAGGAGUCAGACAAAAAAAGAAGAUUAAAAGGUCUUUAUAUUUCAUUCUCAAAAAAGAAUUUUGCAGAUCUACGCAGUUCUAAACUAAUUAUUAGUAGACUAUCGCUCUAGAACAUGUGCGUCCUAGAGGACCGGUUCUCUUUGGUGUUUUGCGUCCUGUUUUUCUUUUUCGGCUAAACAGCGCGUCCUCUAAAGCGUAUAUGCGCGUAAGGGAAAACCCUGAAUUGAUUACUUCAUUUUCUUACCCAUGGUGCUCCGCUGCGCACGAGAGCUCCGCUAAUAUCCCUCAAACGCUGGGUUGCGGGUUGUAGUCAUUUACUUUUCUGUAAGUAAAGAAGAACUAAUGACAAAAUAUCCUGUUGUCUAUUGGGUAAGAAAAGGUUAAUAUAAUUAUAUAUAAACAUAAAUACUAAGUCUACCAGUUUCCCAAGCAAAAAAUCCACGACACAAUGGCACUAAAGUAUCUUUACCUCUUUUGCAGAUUGUUGUUGUGUGGAACAACGUCAAGAAAGCUCCACCGUCUGGUAACAUAACGAUUAUUUCCUUUUUUUAUUAUGGCAAUGAUAUACCAUCUUUUGAUUGUCGCAACACAAGGCACUCUAGGGGCUGUUUACAUAGAGGUGGGGGACCCCAGGUAGGUGAAAUAACCCGCUUAUGUGUGGUAACCUGCUUGUCCAUAUAAUUAAGCAGUAGAAAACGUUUUCCGUGUUUGCAUAGCCUGAUGUAAACACGAGAGGGGUUGGGGGAAUUCGAGACAGUUAUGCAAACCCGAGACGAAGUGGAGGGUUUGCAUAACUGUCGAGAAUUCUCCCAACGCCUCGAGUGUUUAUAUCAGGCUAUGCAAACGCGGGAAAAAACGUUUUCUAUUGCUUUUAUAAAAUAACUUUCCCGACAAAAAAACGCAAAACUCUUUGUAUGGCACUGAUUAAAAGAGAAAUUCUUACCAGUCGCAAAAUUUUGUCCAAGUCUUGCACGCGUAAUCAGUUCUUGUUUUGCCAAAAGAUGCUUUGCAAAAUACGGAUUUUUCUCGCUUAAAAUGUCAGCUUAAGCGAAGAAAAAUUGACUCACCUUCUUUGUAACAAUUUUACAUGUUUCAGCUGGCGAAGGAAUGGGUAAAUAAAGUAAACUUGUCGAGUUUUGAACUCGAAAACUUUUAAAAUUAGUGCUUGCGUGAUUAGCGCGGGAAAAGCCAAACAACUUGACGCCUCGACCAUGUUUACAUACUCUCAUGCAAACACUCCUCUCGGCCAAUCAGAGCGUGCGUACUAUCUUAGUUAUUAUAUAAUCUUUCAUAUUACUGUGAUCCCGUUUACAUGAUAAGUGGGGUGACCAUAUCAGAGAUAUUACCCCACCUAAGUGGGUUACCUCACCUACCUGGGCUACCCUUUCUCCUUGUGAACUGUCCCUUAGUCGACUUGCUUAUCUUAGCAGCAAGCAGUCGCAUGUUAUUUGUCUAGUAACUUGCACAGAAGAGCUUGCGGCGAUUUUCUUUGUAGCUCAGUCACCUUCACUGCCCCACUGAUUUCACUGAUAUGAUGGUUUUCUUUUCGUUCCUUUUCUUUUUUGCGGGGGUGAGGAAGACUUUGAAAUCUACUUGUGACGAGUGGAAAAAUUGCUAGGUUAUGCAAUUUUAACACUUACUCAACAAGAAGGUAGAAGACCGUAGAAUUGAUUAAAAUUUCGAAGUGACCAUACAGUCGGCUAGUCACAAUUAAUUCUUUUCCAACACUUAGGUUUGCCACGGGUACAUGGUACAUGUCAGUUAGGGACUAGUCACUGUUGUUGAUAUGGAGGGUUGGGUGGAGCAUUUUGUUGGGACAAUGAUCUCCUUUCACAGGAUCUUGACUGAAACACCACACGGGUACCCUUAUGCAAUCACGACCACUAGACUACCCAAGUACAGAAGCUGAAAUACGCUCCGCGGCAAAAAAAUUAAAGAAUGACAAAAGCACAUAUUCGGACGAAAAUUAAUAACAAACGAAAUUAUUAAAGCUAGCUUACCUAUGAUGUUGCCUGUUUGCCUUAAACGUUUUGAAUACUAUUCUCAGUUUAGGGACUGUACCAAACAUUCGUACAACGGUAUUUAUAUAACUCCAAUAUUUAAGUUUGAGUCUGACGCAACAAAUGGCGCGUCGAAUUAUCGCGCAAUUGUCUGGGAAAGCUAUUCUUUUCAAUUUUAAACCAGACUGUUUGAACAUUUCGUCUCUCUGAACACACUUCGUAAAUCUCCAAUCUGAGAUCACAUCCUGACCUUACGAACUCUUGUAGACAAGUACGUCGACUGUCAUCGAAACAAAAUGUACGCUUUUGUUGUUUAUCCAAAAAAGACCGUUGACUCCGUUUGGCGUGAAGGGCUCUUACAUAAAUUACUGCAAAUCAGUAUAGGAGGAUGUUUCUAUAAGUUAAUUCAAAACUUAUAUUCAAACUCCCCAUGCACCUUAAGAAUUGGUAGGAGUAGAACAAGACCCUUUCAUUACUUGAGAGGAGUACGCCAGGAUUGCAUCUUAAGCCCCUUGCUUUUCUAUUUAUACAUUAAUGACUUGCCAUACGCACUUCAAAAUACUUAUCAGAUCCCAUCAUUCUUCCAAAUGGUAUCACAUUAAAUUCUCUUUUGUACGCUGUUGACCUCUGAUUAUUUUAUUCCGAUCUAAAGUGGGUUUGCAAAAAUCAAUUGUUUAAAGGGAACCUCCACUCUUACUACAGAAUAAGUUUAAAUCGAAUAAAAUUAUGUUGAUAAACAAAUUUGUUCGAAAUUUGUCUUAAAAAUAGUGUUUAUAUCAGGAAAAGUGAAUUUUAAAAUCGCUUAUUUUCACUUUCAAAUUUCGCGGGCGCCGCCAUCUUGAAUAAUUGUGACGUGUUACGGUUGCUCUAUUGUUCUGACACAAAGAGCUUUUGUUUAAUAACAAUAGGGCAACCAUUACACGUCACAAUUAUUCAAGAUGGCGACGCCCGCAAAAUUUGAAAACAAAAAUAGGCGAAUCUAGAAGUUAUUUCUUUCAGAUACAAACGCUUUCUUUAAAAAUAUUUUAGAUUGACUUGACUGUAACAGUUAUUUCCUGUGAUUUAAAGUUAUCUUUUUGUUGAAGUGGAGGUUCCCUUUAAAAUGACACGUUGCAUUCUUGAAGCAGUUCUUGGUUGUUAGAUAUCAAUACUAAAAAGGACCAAAAUUAUGAUCUUUUAAGAAACGCGCAAAGAAAACCUCAGACCUAGAACAGACCAUUGAUAUUGUACACGAAUACACAUAUUUAGGAACCAGAAACUCCUCAACUGGUAAUUUUAGUGUCUCUCGAACACUUGAAAGAGGAAGCCCUUCACGCUCUUUUCGGCUUGCGGGAAAACACAGACAUUAGUAGAUUAAUACCUUCUUUGGCUUGUAAAAUAUUCGAUACGAUGGUCACUCCUAUACUAUCCUAUAACUCUGAAAUUUGGGGAGUUUACCAGAAACAAGAUUUUAGAACGUGGGAUAGCUCGCCAAUUGAAAAAUUCAAUUUACACUUCCGGAAGCGAUACUUGGAAUUAAGUAAUAAGGCUUCUAACGCUGCAUGUAGAGGUGAUUUAGGUAUUUUCAUUAAUAAUUGAUAUGAAUGAAAAACUUAUACUACAUUAUGUAAUUUUUUAAGAAUGAUGAGGACUCUAUCGUCAAACAAGUAUUACUUGAAUCCGUAAAUAUUCAUUCUAACGGCAAUACUAGUUUUUAUGGUAAUACUAGUAGUAACCAAGGGCGAGGUAGUGCGGGCGAACAUGUUCGUUUACCUUAAGAGCCAUUAUCUGAGAAAAUCGAGAAUCGCACGACACUCGUCAAAAAAUCGAAUUUUUUUUUAUUUUGCCAAAACAUCCCUUUUAGUGACCUUAUUUCAGGAAAAAUAGUUUUGGGUUCAAACGAUUCAUUUUAAAGGAGAAAUUAGGAAAAGUUUGAAAAAUCGAUUUUAUGCUCGUUUUUCGCACAAAACACGGCAGGAUGCAAUGGCAACUUCGAGAGAAGGGUGAACGCGUAAGAAACAUUCCCUGACAUUGAAACUUCACCGAAUUAUUAUUUUGUUCUUACUCUUGAAAACCUUAAAAGAAAAUUUGAAAAACAAUGUCUUAUAUUUUUAUAAUCGACAAGUGUAAAGAGGUCAUAUUUGUGACGUUAGACGUGCUACAAAAUGAAGGCCAACUUUGACUAUUAAAAAAGGCCUCUGGUAUAUGCCGCUUGAUCAUCCUGACACCAAAGCAAGCGGUGAGAGCAAUUGAAUUGGGAAAUUUAUGCAAAUUAGACGGCUUGCAGACGGUUGUCAAACUAAAAGAAAGGUUUUACAUGAAAGGAUUACUCACCAUUGCUUGUAACACGUUUUCACGGCAAGGAAAGUUAUUUCCAACUUCUGUUGCGUAGUUUUGAGUCACAAAAUAUAUAAUUUUUAGCCAAAAGACAAACGUACGUUUGCUCAGCAACUGCGUCCGAAUCUGGCCGUGAAUCGAAAUUAAGUCACAACACGUCGAAGCAAGAGUUACAAGAGUUUUUACUUCAGUCAGGAGGCAAAAGGAAUAAAAAUUCAUCGCAAACUAAUGACUUCGAUUUUAAAAACCUUUCAUCACUUCAAUCGUUCGUCGGCUGAUAAUAAACAUCGCAUAAGAUCGUAUGACCUUUGGUGUGACCGGAAAUUGGUCACACGCUUUAGUCACGUCAGCAUGCUGUCACGAAAUUUUCGUAGCUGUUGUCAGCAAUUUUAAUACAGUUUUCACAUUUUUUGACAAGAAAUCCUCUCAUCGCAGUAGAAACAUCCAUGCAUAUUUAUUUUUCUUUUAUUUACCUACUAGGCUUUGAAACAGCUUUUUUGCCUUCGAAGUACUAAACAGGAGGGGUACCUCGGAUUCCAAGUGUCGUGAGUGAUCCGUGGAAGCGAAAAUUAAGACCAAAAAAGAACGAAUAUUUUGAAUACUUAAGUAAAGCCACAGCUAAAAAAAAAAAAUUUGUUCAAAAUAUUUUCAAACCAAGAAAAAAACAUACUUCGAUCAUCCCCGUGACUUGGAAUCUGGCCAGAGUACCCCCUCCCCCUCCCCCUCUCCUCCUCCCCUAUGCCGGGUCAAAAUACUAAGUUCCCCCGGCCCAAUGUCCCAUAGUCAAGGGAGUAUACUCUCUUGCUGUAGUAAAGAACUUGCAGAAUAAUACUGCAAUUCUCCGUGGCCAACGGACUCAACGCUAUAGUUCACUUUGGUUUUGCUUGUUGAUUUUUUCGCUAUUUGCUCACGAUCAGGGGCCUAUAACCCCAAUCAGGACUAAAUUAUGAAAGCUGUUAUUACCAGAAAAAAAAACACAAAGAAACAGUCAGUCAGAUAGACAGUACAUAAUUAAAAAGACCUCGACUAAGAUUAAAAAAAAUCAAUACAUGACACUGUCGAAUACGAAAACCCAGAAACCAUUUUGUGGAAAAAAGGUUCGCAUACAGCUAUCAGCUGCUUUUGUCCACAACUCGCCGGUAGAGGUGCGCGGAAACUAGUGAUUGUGAAAUGGCUUCAAACUAUGAUCCUAUACUGUUGGAAUAUUACUUAUCACAGAAAGCUACACCUGAUUUCUUCUAGCAGACCCAAUCCUCUCGGUUCGUGUGGACAAAGUAGCUCACCCCGGCUAUUUGCACCAUGCUACCAUAGUCUCCCUAGAUUCCCAAGCCUCGCAAGCAGACCUUCCUGUCCCACGAACGUUGGGUAGGUUUGUAGGACGAGCCAAAAGAAAGUGAAGGCUAUAGGCUCUCGCGAUGAUGCAAGGAAGGUCGAGUAUUAUAUUCCCCUAUCCUGGUCGCCCAGGGUAAGUCUGCGGAGGAGAGUGACUGAGGGGCUGUAUGUUCGAAAAGUUGACUAACGCCCCCGGGACUAACGCUUUCCCCUGGAUAAAUCUAUAUCCAAUAAGUAACGCAAUUGCUUCUUCUUAUUCGCUUGAUAGUGAUUUCCUGUUGUUCAACGUUUGAACAACAGGGCCCUAAGUAUUGUGUUUCGUCUUGCACUAAAAACCCAUAAACCUUAUAAAUUUCACUAUGGGACUUCAGCACCUCCCUUGAAUGAUCCAUUUCGCUAAACGGGACCUCAAAACAACGAUUCUGUGUAUCCUAAGGGAGUGUAUACUAUACUUUCCUGGCUCUCGUCACUCACAGUGAGGUGAUGGUGGCUUAUACUCUAAUAGACCUAACACAGUCGAACCUCCAUGUGCGACCGCCAAUCCAAAAGACCAAAUUUUCCCAGUCAAAGCCUUACAGUUGGAACCUCCAGUAAACGACCACCUUCUGUAAGUGACUGCGACCACUUUUUGGGCGUCACGGUUAAUUGUUUUCCAUGAGCGACCAGCUGACGCAUUCUCUGCUCUCUAUUUUUGCUGUGUGCACUAUGUUCCUUAGAAAAUAUGAAGACCUUUAGUGACAUCGUGGAACUACACAUAUCCUAACUUAGUAGAUGUAGCCAACAAAGUGAAGAUACUGUUGUGAUUCUAGACUAUUCUAUAUCUCACUCACCUGAAUCUCUCUUUAAAUUGAGCAUGAUUUAAAAGCUGUAUUUGUCAAAAGAGGUAAAAGAUAAUAUUUUGCCAGGAAUUUGUAACACCGCCAUUUAAUAGAAUGUGCCUGGACCUCUUCUCGGAAUAGACCCCAUGUGGUCCGAUUCUUCUAAACGACCACCUCCCGUUAGGGACCACUAAGUCUUUGCAUUUUUGGUGGUCGCUUACUGGAGGUACGACUGUAUUACUUUGACCUAUCGGAGGCUUACCGAUAAUAAAGGGGAUCUAUAAGGGGGCAUGGAUGCGACAAUCACAUGCAAGGUGACUUACUUAAAAUAGUAGACAUCUAACUGACAAUCAAAGUUUGUGCUUAUUAUUGGGGUUAUCUGGUAUUUACUCACCUCCCAAGCUACCCUGGGCGAGCCAACUUUUCCUCCUUUUCCUUACAAAACUUGCUAAGCCAUUUACAUGAGAACAAAAGCUUGGUUCGGAUAGACGCCUUACUACCAGUAGUGGGCGGGGGUUGAGGGCUUCCGGAAGUCAGCCCUCCACUGAGCCGGUAGUGGUGGCCUCACCCUUCUAGCCCGGCUAAUAUUUCUCCACUUUGGCUCGCCCAGCUAGCUGGGACAACACGGUCAAGGCUAGACAAAGACAGCAUGCGCAAGCACUGUUGACUCGGACAAAGUGGUCAGUUUUUUCCUCAUAUAAACGCUCGCAAAAGUUGGCUCGGCGGGAAGGUUGACCUUCUCUCCGGAACAGCUUUUCUCCAUCCAUGGGUUCCAAACAGUCUUUUAGCAGUCACGUUUGAAAUUUAUAGGAAAAGGACGUAGCACUUCAAAAAAUAAUAAUAAUAAAAAAUACACUUUUUUCACAGCCUGUCAAUGCCUAUAAGGUGUCUAUAAAAGAAAUCAAUUGCAGAACAGGAGUCAAUUUCAGUUUUUUGCGCUUUUCACGCUAGCACUGUGAAGCGGACUGGGGGCGCGAGACACGCGCGAUGCAUGGGGAACAAGUUCUGCAGGCUAUAAAAGAAAUUAAAAAAUAAAUAAAUAAAGCAGGCCUGAUUUUAUUGCGAUGAGUCUAUUUUUUGUCGAAAGCAAACGUGAAAAAUCCUAUUAAAAUUCGUGACAGUAUGCUAACGUGACUUAAGCGUGUGACCGAUUUCCGGUCACACGCCAAAGGUCAUACGAUCUUGUGCGAUGUUUAUUAUCAGCCGGCAAACGAUCGAAGUGAUGAAAGGUUUUCAAAAUCGAAGUCAUUAGUUUGCGAUGAAUUUUCAAUCUUUUGGCCUCCUGACUGAAGUAAAAACUCUUGCAACUCUUGCUUCUAAAGGACCGCAGUGACGUGUUGUGACUUCAUUUCGAUUCACGGCCGGAUUCUGGCGCUGUCGCUGAGCAAACGUACGUUUGUCUUUGGACCUUUUGGCUUAAAAUUAUGGAUUUUGUGACUCAAACCGACGCAACAGAAGUUGGAAAUAACUUUCCUUGCCGUAAAAACGUGUUACAAGCAAUGGUGAGUAAUCCUUUCAUGUAAAACCUUUCUUUUAGUUUGACAACCGUCCGCAAGCCGUCUAAUUUGCAUAAAUUUCCCAAUUCAAUUGCUCUCACCGCUUGCUUUGGUGUCAGGAUGGUAUUUGAUUUCCAGAGCUAAAACUUUCAAGUAAGUUAGUACAAAAGCCAAGGUUCCAUUUUAUAUUGAUUUUAUGAUCAAGCGGCAUAUACCAGAGGCCUUUUUUAAUAGUCAAAGUUGGCCUUCAUUUUGUAGCACGUCUAACGUCACAAAUAUGACCUCUUUACACUUGUCGAUUAUAAAAAUAUAAGACAUUGUUUUUCAAAUUUUCUUUUAAGGUUUUCAAGAGUAAGAACAAAAUAAUAAUUCGGUGAAGUUUCAGUGUCAGGGAAUGUUUCUUACGCGUUCACCCUUCUCUCGAAGUUGCCAUUGCAUCCUGCCGUGUUUUGUUCAAAAAACAGGAAUAAAAUCGAUUUUUCAAACUUUUUUUUAAUUUCUCCUUUAAAAUGAAUCGUUUGAACCCAAAACUAUUUUUCCUUAAAUUAGGUCACUAAAAGGGAUGUUUUGGCAAAAUAAAAAAAAAUUCGAUUUUUUGACGAGUGUCUUGCGAUUCUCGAUUUUCUCAGAAAAUGGCUCUUAAAGCGCAAUUGAUGUUGAGAACGGAUUUCAUAAUAGUGUACGUGAAUCAGAGAAAGCCCUUUUAGAUGCAGUGUCAACAAAAGGAAUCACGGCGGAACAUGAACGUCGUUGGAAACUGAAUUGAACAACACAGUAAAAAAGACUGUUAUUAAAUUCAAGGAUUUUAUUUACAGUGGCCUAGAUAAGAAGAGAAGCGAAGAGAGACAGACGGCUAUAUUGGCAGGCAAAGGUACAAUGAAAUAAACAACACUCAACGUGGACUGCAGUAUACAGACAUGUCUCUUAUGUAAACUGUCAAUCAGAGAAAUACGCCUGUCACUUAACUAUAUAUGGGAAAUAAAAAUAAUCCUGAAAUAUUCCCCCUUCUGGAUUUCCAGUUCAUUGAAAUCCGAUGCUAGUUCGAUGAAAGUACUAGAAACAAAAUGAAAGAAAACAAUUCAAUUGUUUUCAAAAACUGGUCAAAGUCUAUGAGAAAGCAUAAAUGACUAGCGUCUCCAGUGUGCUCAUUUAGAGUACUUCAGCAUCCAACGGUGAGAGUGUCGUAAUUGGUCUGCGCUUCACACUUGCCCCGGUUCUCACGUCUACCACUCUGACUUGUCCAUGCUGUCCUAGAUACGCUGCCUCGAUCCGUCCGAUCUUCCAUUUUCGCCUUGGUGCGUAUGGCUCUAUCAACAAGACAACAUCUCCCACUUUGAGAUUCUUGGUUGGUAGAAACUAUUUGUGACGGGAUCCAAGUGUAGGCAAAUAUUCCCGCAUCCGCCGAUUCCAUCUAUUCCAUAGCUUGCGAAUCAACUCCUCCCCUCUUCUCCAUCGUUUGCGAACAGCGGUUGCUGUUGUGUCAACUGUCUCUGGAGCUAGCUCACCAGCCAUUUUGUCCAAUUAAGAAAUGGUUCGGGGUCAACACUAGUUCAUCAUUGACACUGACUGUCGUUGAGGGUCUGGAAUUCAACAAACUCCCGACUCCUGUAAACACUGUUUGUAACUCCUCGUCGUUAACGUUGGUUUGGCCUAAAACUGCGUAAAUUGCUCUCUUGACUGACUUUAUCAUGCUUUCGAAAACCCCAGCAAAGUUCGGUGCCCCUGGUGGGUUGAACACUCUAGUUGUGCCGUCUUGAUUUGUUCUUCUGCUAGUUUAAGUUCCCCUGAAGUCAAAUCGCCACUUACUCUAUCUUUUGUACGUUUUCUGAUAUGUGUAAUAAACCGGUUAAUCCAGCCGGUCACCUGCACCAACGAGAUGCCAAUCUCAAGCCUUCCUUUUGACUGGAUCCUGUACCACUUUGAAAACUUGUUUGGAUCUGGUUGACUCUUCGAUUCACUCCAAGAAGUAUCUGAGUAGUAACUGUGUGCAUUCUUGUUACGAUUCUCCUCCUCCACAUUUCGUCCCUUUUUUCUCUGAUUUAACCUCCUUGUAAGCUUCUUAGGCUUUUCCCAACUUCCUUUCUGCCACUUUUCUUCACCUUUCUGUAGAAACUAGGGUCCAUGCCAACAGCAGUCGUCCUUUAUUAACUCCUGAACUAAGACUCCCCUGGUUCCUUAAUCAGCAGGAUUAAGUUUAGUUGGAAAGUACCUCAACUGAUCUGGACUUGAAUCGUCGUCAACGUCUCCCACCCGACGGGAUACAAACGGUUUUGUAGUUUCGGCUCUGUCCCUGAAUCCAAAAGCCGACAUUUGCGCUGUCCACCCAAAACGUGGCUUUACUCAUGGGAAUACCGAGUGCUCUGCUUAUCUGUAGUGUUAAUCUGAGACCUGUCAAUGUUGCCAUUAAUUCUAACCGUGGAAUACUCAUGGCCUUUAGUGGUGCCAACCUUGACUUUGCUGCAACUAAAUGUGUGCUUACAGUUCGUUCUUCAUAUUGCUGUCGUGCAUAUGUUACGACAGUGUAGGCUUUCUCAGAAGCGUCACUAAAGGUGUGUAUGAUAACAUUGCAACCAUUCUUGCCUUCAUUCAAACACCGUGGGACACGAAUUGCAUCAAGUUAUCCAAGUUCCUCAAACCAUUUCUUCCAGUCCGCUUUAAGUUGGUGCGGCAACUCUUCAUCCCAUCUUAGAGCUUCCAUCCAACCUUCUUGCAUCAGCAUUUUUGCCGGUACCAUGUAAGGCGUCAGGAAUCCAAACGGAUCAUAAAUAGUGGCAGUUUUCUUCAGCACGUUCCGUUUUGUCAAUGGGAAUUUCUCUGGUGGUGGGCUGAAACAAAACGAAAACUUGUCUUCUUGAACAAUCCACACUACCCCCAAACUCUUUCUUCUACAGAUCAACUUCUGCUGCUCGAUCGGUUGCUGGUAUGUCCUCGAUAACUUCAGGUUUCUGAGAUACCCAUUUGCAAAUGUGAAAACCAGCUUUAUUUUCAAGUUCGGUUAACUGGUUUCGCACCUCCUUUGCCAUUUCAACCGAUUCAACUGAAGGCAUAUCCAUAUAACAACUAUUCUUUACUACCUCCGCUGGGAGAGGGUACUCUUCUUUGUGGUCAUCUGCAUGCUUCUGCCUUAUACACUGUGCUCAGAAGGUACAGUAACAACCCCCAAACACAUAUCUUAAGAAUUCGUAAACUUCUGGCUCCUUUUUCUCUGAUGUACAUCUCUCCGCAGAAAUCUGAGCAGUGGUCUGUCUUCCGUGGUUAAAGCAAGCUCAAGGUACAUUUGACUUACGUCGCCUACAAGGGCGACCAGUUCCUUUCGAAAUCUAACGAGGAUACUUAACAUGUCUGUCUGCAGUUUUGGUCCAGGCAAGGCCUCGCUGUUUUAAAUUUUUCUCUGAAAUUCAGCGGAAGCAUCACAGACAAUCCUUGUCUUCGUCGUAGACCUGUCAGGUCGUACAACGGGAAAUUAGGGAAUCAAGGUGGGUGUUGGUUGGACGAAUGUCCUUCUUCUCUAGAUAUGCUUCGAUACCCUUCUGAUAAACCUCAGCUUUAGCUGGGUCCUUUACCAGUUUUCGCUCGGUUGAUUUUAGGCGUUUCUCAGCUAACGGCCUGUUGUUUUGAAGACUGGGCCGGUCAUCCCACCAUGGAACAGCUAGCACACAAUGAUCAUUCUCGAACUUCGUGGACUCGCUCACUUUGCGUCAAGCAACCGAUUCAUCAGGGGUCAUGACCGGUCUAGAAGGCAUAAUACCCAUAGUCUCGAGAUCCCAGAAUCGCUUUAAGGUUGUAUUCAAAUCAUCCUGCUUUUCCGCUAUUGUUGCAUUUCUCCGGUUCUUUCCUUUCUUUAUCCUGCCCACUGCAGUCCACCCUAUGUAAAGGAUAAAGUCGCGCACAGUUGAUGUUACGCGCUCUACUGCUGGGACACUCCUCGCCAAGAUGAUCAUGACCCAAACACCUGUAACAGUCCUAGCUUCUUUGCAGUACCCCCAUUUCUCCUGAAUACUUCUUUUCUUAAAAACAUCGCAAUUCCAGAUGGCAUGACUUUCACCACACACCUUACACGCACCUUUCUUCUUACCAUCAACUUGGUUAGUUCCAUAGGAUCUACUCCUUCUCUCGCCUGACUUCCAAGGGGGUUUUCUUGACUUCAAACCAUGAUUAAGUUCUGUGGCUUUCAUCUGAUAUUCAGCCUUUUGGGCGGUCCAAUCUUUGAGUAUAAUUAGAGACUCAACCUUCUCAUUUUAUCCUUAACCCAUCGAGAAUAUUGAGCUAGUGAGCGGCUAGUAGUUUUAGACUAAAGGUGUAAAGUGUUUCUGCUUCUAAUUCCGCCUCUCUAUUGUUUUUCUGCAAAUUGAUUACAGCCUGCUCCAGCAUGUCUGCAAAUUUUUGCAAUUCUUUGGGCAUUUUGUUCUCCGUCUAAGAGGUUCCAUUUUAAGCAACUCUUUUACAUGGCACUGGAUUUUCCGUCUAUUUCCUCCGUAUUUCCUCACUAAUCUCGCUUUUGCCGCUUCGUAAGCAGCCUCGGAAUAUCUUAAACCUUUAAUCGUUUCUAAGGCUUCGUCUGACAAACAAUAUUGCCUCCAAUCUUCACAAAUGUCAACAUUUUGAACUGAGCAGAAUACAUCCACACAACUCGUGAAUGUUGCUUUCCAGUGCUGAAAUUCGGUUUUGUUCCCACUAAGUGUUGGAAUACGAGUUCUUUCUAGGUUUCCUACCCCACUUUUACCAUGUUUGUUAAACAAGCUGGUGUUAGAAUUAACUUGCAUGUCUGCAAAAAAAAAACUUCUACCUUUUGUUACACGGUACCACCCGGCUUUACCUAGCCUGACGAGAAUACUGAUGAAGAAUCGAAAUGGCACCUUAUACAAAACAAGUAACGAAUAAGAGAAAACUUUAAGAAGCCUCCCCUCCCUUAUUACAAAGGAAAAUCUCUUAAGGACCUAUUAGUGAGCUUAUAGAACGAUGCUCUGACGCUCAUACAACUUUCAAUACUAGUAAGAGCAGGAGUCGUGUGAUGCCCCUCGCUUAUUUAUCGGCAUAUUUUCCCCAGUUCUUCUGCGAAAAACACAAUAUAUGAUUUGUCCCCAGGGCUCGAAAAAUGAAGGUCCUUUUUCCUCUUACACAUUAAUUUUGAAACACAUUUUCACAAAUUUCCAAGAAGGUAACAGGAAGAGUGAACCUCUUACAGCACAUCCGUUCCAGCAUUGAUACUGUCAAUCUCCAACGAACUCAUCAAUCGAUGAUUGUCAAUAUUUACGUAUUGCGGCUAUAAUAGUCCUGGAUAAUCAGAGUCCCGCAAACGCAUGAUCCGCUCCAUUAAGAAACGAAGCCUCGAAAUCAUUUUCCCAGUCAGAAAAACUGCGAUCUUCGAUUUUUAAUAAUUUAAUAAUUUUUUGCAAAGGAAAGAGUACCGUCUUGUAUUUGGCUGCCUUCUAAGAAUGGGCUGCAUGUUUCCCGUUUAGCAAUUUUUUUCAACGAUUUCACCAGAAUGCUUUAAACACUAGAAACAAUGGGAAAGCAGCAAAACUGCCGAAGGUGAGACUGGAUUUUGCGCGCCGUAGUUUUUAUUUUUUAGGUGCCUCGAUAUUUAAUUCACUGCCAUUAAGUUUAAGAAACAUUAAUUCUAAAGUUUUAUUUAGGAAAGCCCUGGACGAUUUUUGCUUGUAACUUUUAUUGUACUCAGUUUAAAUGGUUUUUUGUGUGUUUGCUUUUUAUACAUUUUGGAUAUUCUUUCGUACUUCUUAUUACUUGUAACUUUUUAGGAAAUCAAUGUUCCCUUGUUCCCCAUUAUAACCCAACAGUUGCCUUGUUCCCUAAAAGUUAUUUUAAGAUAUCCCUUGUUCCCUAAAACCCCUGGAAGGCCCUCGUUUAUUCCAUUUCCUCUCGACUUUAUAUCUCAACGCCAGCAACGGUGGCGCAGCCGACUAAUUCAUUCAGCUGUCUUGUUUUCCAGCUUUCAAAUUUUCCACUUACAUUAAAGAGUCCCCAACUGAAUCUUCUUCUUUGUCUAACAUGUUUACACUGGCUUUCCACUCAAAAUUCACAAACAUUUCCUCACAUAAAUUCUUGUCACUUUAUCAAAAAAGAACAAUAAACAACAAACGCUUCCCAACGCGCCACAAACCUGAUCCAAAGAUGACUUGUAACUCGUUUUUCCUCCAAAAUUCCAGAUUCUAUUCCACUUUCUGUUUCAAGAUUCGGCUCGAAGGACCAAAUUAAUGUAUUUCCUUUGGUUCCACUCGUUAUCCGUAAAAAAUCUAUUCAACAAAUGUAAAGGGAAAUCACCACGACUUUAUUUUUCCAACAACCCCCAAAAAAUGUUUUUCACAUCUGGUGACUCUUAUGUUAAACUGUCAAUCACAGAAAUAUGCGCUUCACCUAACUAUACGUGGGGAAUUAAAAUGAUCCUCAACAUAAGUCUUUCUUUAUUUGAUUAUACUAAUAUAUUAAGAAUUGCUGCAAUUUGAUUGGCUUAGAACAGUGGUAUUUAAGCUUAAUUUGAAAUACCCACAUGUGAAAAUUACAAACCUUUUGCGGGCAGUAGUAUAAACAAAUAAUUGCAUGAUUUGUACUUGAUAUUUGGCAUAAAUAGCACUUGUGACAUUUCAAAAUUGUCUCAAAUUUUACUCGCCUAACGGCUCGUGAAAUUAAGUAAAACGAUUUUGAAUUAUCGCUCGAGGUAUUUAUGCCAAAUAUCGCUAUAAAUCAUGCUAUUACCUAUACUAAUAUAAGCGUACGUUUUUGAAAAAUGUCUGCUAAGUUUACUUUUGGUUUUGCAUAAUUCGAUAUUGGAGGCUGUGGUAGAAUUUUUUCUCUGAACUUUCCAAGUUUUUCAUAUCUCGAUAGGCAGUGCAUGCGCAGUGAAAGAAUAAGCCAAUGUUAUAUAAACAUUACUAGAAAUACGUUUAUCGCGCUUAAAAUCCUCGCGAGGCUGUAAUGGGCCAGCAGUAUAAAUAGAGGGGGAAAGGCCAAGGGGAAAAAUGUGAUUAAAAACAAACACAAAAACAAAACGAAAAUAUAUAUAUACAACAAAGAAAAAAAACAGCUUAGUCGAGAGUCGAACCUGGAGUCAUGGACCAUCCGCGCGGAAGGCCGGCUCCCAGACCUUUGUUCCACGCUGCCAAGGAUAACCGGUUAAUCGGGGAAAUUAUUAUAUUUAAACUAUUAUUUGCGUGAAAUUCUGCCAUUAGACGCUGUUUGAAACUAGUAGAGCUGUAUUUACCAUGAAUUCAAAUAUAUAGUUAUUUGAGGAAUGUUAGCCAUAAUUAUUUCUUGUUGUUGUUACCUUUCCGCCCUCCUUUUCCCCGCAAGUUUUUUUGUUAUUGUUGUUUCGUCCGAGCGGGAUAUUAGUGAACUUACGCAACAGGACCGGAGAGGAAAGAAGACGGCAAACCUUGUGUUACAAGCGUGACAAUAAUUGUUUGAAACAACUUUUCGCCAAACUUCACUUUCAUUUAAACAGAUCUUUUUGUAAAGGACCAGAAAACAGUGACAAUCAUGACAAAAUACGCAAGUAAUAGCCUUGUUACGUUUGUCACACACAAGUGUUUUGCCGUCCUCUUCUUGCUGUCGUCCUGUUGCGUAGACUCACGUUGUUGUUCGGAAAAGCUUUUGACUGUGUAUCUCAUGCUGUCCUACUACAUAAGUUGAAUUCUUAUUUUGGAGUUCAAGGUUCUCUUCUAUCAUGGCUGACAGACUACCUAACCGAUCGAACUCACUUCUCGGUACUAAAUGGUCAGCACUCAACCGUGCUUAACGUUACUUGCGGGAUUCCCCAAGGGUCAGUACUGGGCCCAUCGUUGUUCGCCUUGUACACCAAUAACCUACUCGGAGUUACUUCCAGAAUUUUCAGCAGUUAUACCGUUCUCGGACUUGGUCAGUACGGAUAAAACUGAUGAACGGGGAAUAAUAGAUUAAACAUCUUAUAAUGAUUUGUUCUCUUGUCGUUCGUCAAGGAGUAUUGUGUUACCCUCUUUUAGUACAAUUUAGAAAAAAACCUUGAAAAGUUAAAACAGCGAGGAUAAACGCAGAUUUGACUACAUUGUGUACUCAUCCUGAUAUUCUCUUUGUAGCCGCUAAGUGGCCUCAACUGACAAAACCUGUGAAAGUGGUCAGAACUAAGGAAAACAAGUUGAGUAACAGGUAACCGCUUUCAUGCCUUCCAAAUGAUGACAACAUAUAAUUUAACAUGCGCUCGCUUUUAUUUUUGAUCUUUUGUCAUCUUUGUUAACAUUCUUUAUCUCUGUCAGGUUUUACCCUUACAAUGAAGUAGAAACUGAAGCGAUUCUUGCCAUCGAUGAUGACAUUCUGAUGCUAACACCAGAUGAACUGGAAUUUGGUUUCCAGGUAUGCGUACACCGUACGGUAGACCUGUCCUCAAACCACACAUUAAUUCGAAUCAAUCUAUAACUUGUGAUAGGUGAUCAGUUCCGCCUGGAACACACGCAUUACUUUGCUGCUACUUUAGUGUGCAUGGUGAGUCGCCAAGAGUGUUUUUCAUAAACAAGUAAGCGGGUAACAUGAAAAAGGUUCUAGUCUUUUAGUAGGAAUAUAUAAACGUCAUCCAAAUUUCAACAAUCUAUCAUACUCAAGUUUUUUCCGGUAUCCGAUAACAUCAUUGCGGAGUUUUCUCUGCCGUGUCCGGACACUUAAUACUGAAAAGAGAAGUAAUCGUGCCUGUUUUUUUUUUUUUUUUUCAUCUUAAGGCGUGGCGUGAGUUCCCAGAUCGUCUGGUGGGAUUUCCUGGUCGUGUUCACACUAAUCAGAACAGCAGUUCCCAGUUUAAGUACGAAUCAGAGUGGACUAACAACGUAUCCAUGGUACUGACGGGAUGCGCUUUUCAUCAUAAGGUAUCAAAAGUGCUAUGGGAUUCUUAAUUCGUUAUGUUGUCUUGUUUCUGAAAUCUUGUUACACUUGCUUAUCACAAGAGGAAACAACGAGACGUAUCGGAUUUUUUAGCGGGCAGAUAAAUACCAAUUUUGUUUGAAUUGAAAGGUCUUGCUUUAACAACGUAAGUGAAUAUAUUAAGUCCAAUAACAACUCAGUCAAAAUAGUUUGAUGAGGGUAUGUUUUGUGUAGAUUCUCAAAUUAGUCAUCCAUCUUCACCAGCGCGUUCGUUACGAAUUUCGCCAUAAUUAGCCUGCCUCUAUUCUACUAUUACUUUGAUUAGCUUCUUAACUGGAUAGUGCCUCGCGGCGUUGCGGCGUCCGUACACCGCAAAGAACAAUCAGUCAGUCUGGAUAUAUAAGUCAGUUCAUUAACUGGUUGAAUCGCGCAUAAUUACGGCCUUGAAAGCCAGCUGGAUUUUUUUAAUACCUUUAAUAACUAGGCUGUUCAUUUUACCGCGAGGAUAACAUUCAUGACUUUCUUCUACUUCACUCACAGUUCACAUAUAUCAUGAUCUAUCCCAUUUAUUCCAUGCAAUCACAAUAAUUAAAGGUUACUACCGUUGUUUUUCUUAUAGUAUUUCAGUCACCUGUUCACGUACAUGAUGCCUUCAUACAUCAGGGACUGGGUUGAUAAACACAUGAACUGCGAAGACAUUGCUAUGAAUUUCAUGGUCACUAAUUACACUGGAAAGGCACCAAUUAAGGUAAUGAAUAGCGGAAGUGACCAGGGAGACUUUGACGAAAUGUACUGAACCUCCUAUUCGUGGAAAUUGCUAAUGGUGACUUGAAACUACCAUAGCAACAACAAGAUAGCGUUACUUGAAAAAGGGAUUAUCGUUCAUUUGAAUUACCUUAAAUGCGUUACUGAAGCGUCCAAGGACCUGAAAUCUCUUAGAAAUUUUUUGCACUUUAUAGAAGGAAAGAAAAAUAGCCCACGGGUCUUCUCUUCACACACCUGUUUUAUAUGGCGGCUAUCUUAUUUUUCCCGGCGAUGAUGGGGCCAACCACGCACUGAAAUUUCAGCGUAUAUCGCGUUAACAAAUUCAAGUCGUUAAUGCCACCACAUAAACCAAUAUACAUUGCAAAGGACAGGCAAGUGACGACUAUCUUAAUGUCAAACAAGACCGUUAUUUUUUGCUUGUCAUGACUCUAAGUCGCGUCUUGAACUGCACCAUUAAUGCCAGCCUAUAUCUACUACUAUUCCUUCCUUUUUUCUGGGUGAUUCAUAUUGCAAGUAAUAGGUUAUUCCCAGUUAGGUUAGGGAAGAGUUAAGUGUAAGUUGAUUUUUUAUGCAUAUUUUGCGUUGCUUACAUCCACAGGUUACCCCUAGAAAACGCUUUCGCUGUCCGGAGUGUGUGACCGAAUCUUUGUGGGCAGAUCCAAGUCAUUUUGUAGAACGAUCUGAAUGUCUGAAUGAAUUUGUCCGAGCUUAUGGUCAUAUGCCACUUAAGACUGUGGAGUUCCGAGCUGAUCCGCUGUUGUUUGGCGAAAAACUGCCGGACAGGGUUAAAUUAUACAAAGAUAUAGGAAGCAUUUAA
Porites lobata is the source of this 48212-nucleotide messenger RNA. NCBI's taxonomy places the organism in Eukaryota, Metazoa, Cnidaria, Anthozoa, Scleractinia, Poritidae. The record is from the annotation of a GenBank genome assembly.